Molecule: messenger RNA, 62697 nt
Organism: Xyrichtys novacula (pearly razorfish)
Lineage: Eukaryota; Metazoa; Chordata; Actinopteri; Labriformes; Labridae
Source: the annotation of a GenBank genome assembly
GCGCAUUCCCACAUUGGCUGUGUGUGCAACCAACUUCUCCAGGGCGCUUUGCGGGACUCCAUAGCCGAACAUGGGGUUCAAUUCUGUCACCGUGUGCGUAAAGUAACCGUGAAGAGAGAGAGAGGGGAAAAAAAACGGGGAUGGAAGAGCGUUUCUGAAUCAGGAUAAAGUGUCGGUUUUCUGUGAAGAAUCAAGUCAUCUCCAUCCGAGCGCGUCUGCCAGAGAGAAGGAGAAAAGAGAGACAGAAGAAGGGAGGUUUUACUGGAAACUCUCUGUGAGCUCCUCCGAGGACUCUGGGAAACAAGUCAGAAAGUUUCAUGCUGAAUUCUGCUGCGUUAACCUGAGGUGAGUAAUACCGAUGAUCCACACUCGCUUUAUGAAAAUACCGGCGACCUUUGAUGCAUGAGACAACUUACAGGUUUGUACACGGCUUGGAAGUCGUGUUAGAGUUUGGAGAGCUCGAGACUGUCUUUACUUCUGUUUGAAGUGCGAAAACAACGUUGAAAUCGUGUGAUGGUUACAGCAAGUCCAAAUGCGUUUUCCGUACAGGUGACUUUGCGUGACUUUUACGCAUUUUUACGCAUCGCACUCUCCAAAUUUCAAGAAAUGCUUAUGCAAACUGAAAAUGUGAAAUACGCUGUUUGUGUGGAUUCAUUCUCAAAGUUCGUCUCUUGCGUAAAAAUACGAGUCGUGUGUGUCUCCGUGUAGUAUCAUGAGGUCUAAAGAACAUUGUGGCACAAGUUAAAGUUUGUCAAAGUGUCUCAAAACUUUGGAAAAGUCACUUUUCUUGCAUUCAGAGGUCCAUCUUUGAGUGCAGUGCUUCCUUUUCUUACUCCAAGCCCAGUUUAAACUCAUCUGGCACAGCCCAGGGUCGCAGGGCCACCCGGGAACAGCUGUUUCUUGUAACCUGAAAUACUUGAGGUGCCAAUAUCUUUUCCAAAUGUGAGUUUCUGUGAGGACACCCACAAAACAACAUUAUCCCUGAGCUCUCUCUCUGUGUGUGGGGGGGCUUCAGGAGGCAGAAAACUCCUGUGUGCGAUUCAGUGAAUCCCUGCACUCUGGAUAUUUGUCUGUUUUCUGACUUACAACAAACACGCAGCAGAGUCUUUCACAGAUUUCUCUCUAAUCUGAGUUGGAUUAAUGAGUCUAAUCUAAUUAUCGGUGUGAGAGGGUAGUGUAGCUGUUAAUGUGGGAAGAUUAGGCCGCGGGUCGUCCAUGCAGUGGCCCUGGAGGAGUGAAGAGCGUCAACACUGGACUCAAUAGAAAAGCUAAACACUUAUUUAUUCCAAAGUGACAGUGAGAAGUGCUGAGCACACAAACGCACAACCUCUCUAAACAGUAUUUACACAGACACACAUACAGAGAGUGCAUUUGCAACUAAGUCACAAAGGGCUUUUGGGGGAUCAGAGAUACAUGAGAGGGCAGGGCGAUUAUUUAUGAAGGGGAACUGUGAGGUAACAUUUUGGUCACAAAUAAAAUAUUGUAAUGUUUAUGUAUCUUUUAUACAUUUGAGGUAAAAAAAGGAGAAAAAAGAGAUUAAGAUCUGAUCUGAAUAGCUGUUUACAUUGCUGUAAGUUGAAAAUGUAAUUUAAAGUCAAGUAUCCAAGCACCUUAGGCAUUUACCUUGACUAAUACAAUAAUACAGAGUCAAAAACUCAAGUGCUGGAUGGAUUUAACUUUUCGAUUCUAAUCCGACCGGCGAGUUACACUCGAUUUUCUCUCAAGGUUGAGCCGGGGUAAAAGUGCACUUGUCCUUUGGCCACGUGUGAAAAGCUCUGCAGGGGAGCUUCCUCGCCCUCCCUGCUCUUUAUCAAGUGUGUUAAGGCCAAAAGGCUCCUUAAUGGGGAAUGCCUUUAAACAAAUAGACCAUACAGGAAGCAACUGUCCUGCUAUCUAGUCAGAGGAGAGGGCUGAUGGGGUUUAUCACGGUCAUAUCAGUCGAAAUUGAAGGGGUUCAGUCAAGACUUUGUUGUUAUAUUGAAGAUUUUAUGCAGAGGAAGACACAACAAACAUAGUGUCCCAUGUAAACCAUUUCAGUGUCCUGUGUUUCAACUUGUUAUUUCGUGUCUCUAAGAUCAGGGAUGCAACUUUUCCCCAUUUUCUGGUUGUUUGUUUUGCAGGUUCUGUUUUGUUUUUGUUGAAUCUACCUGCGAUAAAAGCCGAAACCUUUAGUGAAAAAAAAUCAAGUCGAGGCGUUUUUAAUGAAAAAUUAGUCCUGCAAGACACACCUGCAUAAUGAAGUUGUCAAACACAAACUCUUGAUAGCUUUUUUUAUGAUAACAGUGAUGUGCAAAUCCCGGUUGGGUACCUAGAGGCAGGCAGCAACAAGUGGUGUGUUUUUGUCCAGAUUCCAUUUUGGUCCGCUCAGCAAGAAACAUGCGUCACGUGAUGCCUUCAACCCCCCAAUAACCCUCCUCCUCCUCCUCCUCCUUCCCACCUUCCAGUUAGAGAGAGGGAGGUGGGGGGAGGGAGGGAGAGGAGGGGAGAAAGACCACCCUCACUGGGAUCACAGCCCCUCAAUCAGACCCUUUCACACCCUGUGAACCUGAAACAAUCAGGGUUUAAUAGCAGCUGUCUGUCUGUGCCGGCCCUGGCUAAAACUGUGCAGGCCUCGCGGUGCAGGGGCCGAUCGGCUGCAGGGAGAACAGAGGGGACGGGCCCGGGGAUGCUCCAAAGGACACACAGACACGUUUUCAAACACUCCUUUUUCUGUCUUUAUCCCCUGCUUCUCUUUUCUCUCCUCGUCUUCUAGUUUUCCUCUCAGACUUUAAGCACAGAUCACCAAUGUCAGGGUCUGGUAUUUCAAGGUGAUUUUGGUUCACCGGAUUGGAGUUUGUGUUGUUUUCGAACUGCUGUAGGGCUUCAUUCAGGUCGUGUGUCGUCAUCAAGUCUGUAGAGAAAGGAUUUUAGUUGUGGUGGUUGUUCUCAGCCAAACUUUAUCCCAACUGAGCCAUCAGGAAAUCAAAACCAAAAUUUAGAUUUGUUGCCAGAAACAGUCGCAUACGGUCAAAAUGCACCGAGUCGUCUGGUUUGCUUCCCGUUGAGAAUAAGACUUUUCCUAGAAAGCCUCAUUUGAAUCCACUGAAAUGAUGCUGAAAUUAUAAUGAAUGACACCAGAGGGCAAAGGCAUUACACACUUAAGAAAGCUUGAUUUGCAUUAGCCAAAGUCUUCACAUAAUAGAAAGGGGAGCCGUCGCAGUCAUGGGAAAUAUUCAGAGAAUCACUCAGAGCUUUCCCACCCAUUAGACGGGAUAUUAGACAAAAUGAGGGAGAUUAAAAGAAAGAUCUACGGGGACAAUCAGUUCAAAGAGAGAGAAAAUUGAGAGGUCUGCUGUAUGGGAUGUAAUUAUUUCAGGGGAAAUUUAGGCCAAAGGGUCGGCUGGAUAUUUCCUGCUGAUGAUGGGUGUUCUGGAAAAGCAGAAUUUCACAUCUAGUUACAUUUCACUGCAGUUUUAAGAAGUAUCUUGUCAAUUAGACACAGGAUCAUUAAGUAUAGGGGAAAAACAAUUUAGUACCUGACAUGAUUUGAUUUCAGAAGUCGUUUUUGUGGCUGUAUUCACACAUGCAAAGAACCCCUGAAAAUACCUGGAAUUUUUCCUGUCGACAUCAAACUGAAAUUUCCGCAAGGAGUCAGGGUGAGCAGAUUUUGGAAUAGAGGGGGAAAUCCUCCGUAGGUGGUGUUUUAUCAUGCAAUCGUUGCAAACCAGGGAGAGCGACUUGUAUCACAUUUAAUGCAAGAAUAGCAAAGAUAACUGUGAAUUUGUCCGUUAGCUUGUCACGUCCAUAUUAAUGCAGAAACUAUCACUCAAGCAAAGGUGUUUGUUACGUUGGUGCUUUCACGGCACACUUUUGACCGCAUGCGUCCGAGGAAUUUACACAAAACUGCUAUCAGUAAAAACUCUCUGUGUUCUUUUUGGCGGCUAAAAAAAUUUAAUACCACCUCUAUCGCUACGUCCAAAGAAGGCCGAAGUCUCACCCUCCUUGACCAACAGUGAAGAAUCCAGUCCAUGAGUGACAUUCAUGAAGAAGCUUUUUGAAAAUUUCUGAGAAAUUUUCAUGCGUGCACGUGCAAAAGAGGGUUUUUUCGUGUAAUCUUACUAUGGUCAGAAGGCUCGUCCACUGGCCACCAAUAGGGACAUCUCAUUUGAAACGAAUUGCCUAAGAGGACAACGAUGUUGGGAAAUUCUGCAACGGUUCUUUUAUUCCACCUGAACACGGUGAAGGUAUAUGCUAGCAGACAAACUGUGUUUCUGGUAGAUGAACUGGGGCUUUCAAGUGGUUAGGUGGUUAAAACUUGCACAAAACUAUUGAUGAGAUUGAUAAAAUUACACAAAACAAAACUGAGUUGCGAAUAAACACCAUUACAAAUUCACCUGCUUUACUGUUGGUGCAGCGGGCAAUCAUCUCAGAAGUCGAGUUAACAAAGUCUCUUCGAGUUCCUCGAGUUUAGCAAGCUUUGUCAGAUGAUUUCAAACAGACAUCUCAGAAUAUCCGACUUUUGCUCUAAAACAGAGCGCACCAAUACCUUAUUAUUUAGCAUAACGCUGCACAUACAGCCUUUACUGUAAAUACAAACAGCUAGCAUAGCUCACCAUUGUCAUUUUACCUCUGUCUCCUCACAUGGGAACACUUUGCACUACCGAUUGUUUGCUCUUAAGUCUCUACUGGGCACAAAAAAUGAGUCCCAUGUGGAGCAGCAGGCAGCAUUGAUUCCUGCUAAUUGCAUUUGACUUCAGAUAUACAGUUUUUCUUUAACCUGUGCCUGAGGGAGUAUGUGUAUUUAUAUGCGUGUGUGUUAUGGAUUAAAGCAUGCUGCUGACAGUAAGAGGCGGAGUCUAUCCCCUCCUCACCGCCCCGUCUCUUGCUUUGAAUGAGGGUGGUGGUUACCGAAACAUUCGCCUGAUCGUGUGCAUGAGUAUACGCACGCUGACUGUUAACUAUCGUCUCAUGUGGUUUAUAUUAGAAAUCAAACUAGUGCUAAUAGGAUCCAGGUGAGAGUGUAAAUAGGUUUCAUAUGCACAAACAACCCACGCUGGUACUUAAUGUUGCAUUAGCUCCAUUUGUAACAAUGGGCUGCUGCUUUAUUCUUUGUUCACGGUGGUCGCCUGCAGAUGAAAAACGGAAAAAUCUGCAGCAUUUGUGAAGUAGUGACGGAAGAAUGAUCUAGUUGAUUGAAUAUUUCGUUAAAAGUGACUCAAAGUGCUGCAGAAGAGAGAUGUCUGGAUGAACCGAGUGUUUGUUUGCAGAUUCAUUCAUAAAGCUCUGGAUAAUUUUGUCUCUUUAUGCUCAUAUGUCUUUGACCAUGUGUGUGUGAAUCACUGUGUGUGUUCUCUGAUGACUCACGGCGCGCUGUCCUGUCGGCAGGCAGAAAGCGAAGGAGGAGGCAGCAGUGUUUGUUAUUUCAGCAGGUUGCCAUGGCCACGAUGCAUUCGGGUGCUGCCAUCAUCAGUGUAAUUACGACAGUCCGUGUUCUACCGCCGGCCCUCCCCUCUCUGACGUCUGUCAAUAAGAAAAGAUCUGUCAGAAAAGUAUUUCUCACUCGAUGUCAGAUAAAGGGCAAAACCGCUUUGUGAUACGUUGAAUCUCUGAAGCCACAGCAACAAACACACAACUGAAAAUUUGAUCCAGACUGCAAAUGCUUUCUUAUCUCUCCAAGAAAGGUGCAAACUCUCAUUUGAACUUCAAAUAAUGAGGUUAGAUUACUCCUCCUUAACACUUCGUAUGUGAGUCACUAAAUUUCCACCACCAUUUUAUGUGAUAGACUGUUACAUUUUACUGCUGGAAUAAUUAUUUCCGACUUUCCCCCAGCCAAAAAGAGAGAGCCGGAGGGAGACAGUGUGAGAGAUGCUGAGUUGAGAAAGAGUGCAGAGGCGUUUCCAUGUUGCGUGUGUUUGUGAUGAGCUUUCUGGACAACAACUGUGUUAUCUGAGAUAAGAUAAAAUCAGAGGAUCCUUGGCAGGCAGGCAGAUGUUCUUGUGCAACGCUGAGCUCCGCAUACCGAACACUGUCCUUAAUGUGCACGCCGAGUAUCUUGAUACGAAGUUACGCAGCCUGGGAUUACUCAUGCAGCAACACUGACAUUUAGCUGCAGACUGAUGCUUUCAGAUGUAGCCAUGCAUGAGGGCUGAUAGCUGGAUGUUACUAUAUGUUCUCUUUUUUUUGGCUUUAAUGGGAUAGGACGGUGAAAGAGAGACAGUAAGUGUGGGGAGUAGAAGAUGGGGGAUGAUAUGCAGUAAGGGGGCGUGGCCACAAAUCGAACCAGUGACUUCAAGGACAAAAACAGUUGCCUCGGUGCGUGGGGUACAAUCUCAGGUUGUAGAUAUGCUUACUGUUUAAACUUCUGUUUGCAAGCACAACUUUCUGCUCCAUGCACAAAACUGUAAGUAUACUUGUGUCUUACUGGAGGAUACCACUAGAGGGCACACUAAAGAGCUCAGGCUGAAAUUCCAACUUUCAUUGGAACUAUGGGCUGGAAGAUUUUGGCCAAAAAUAAAAUCCUGAUUUUCUUUUUUUUCCGCCUGAAAACUCGAUUUUUGAUUUCGAUUGAAGGUUGUUUUGGCCAGACACCUGUAGGCGCCAUAAAAGAGUUACGCUGUGAGUGACAUAAUCGUUUUGAAAGAUGCAGAUAGACAUCCACACAUGAAAUGGUAGUCAUUUAUGGAUUUACACACUCUCGUACCCGUUUUCAAAAAGUAAUGUUUACAGUCACCCAGAAUGCCGUUCCCGUGUGGAUGAAACACAGAUAUGACAAAAACUUUUGCGUUUACUCCUGAAUUAGCUUCCGUGUGGACGGGUUGAUACCGCCUUCAGACAGACUUUGCAGCGGGGAGUGGUUUGCUCUUCCUCUAAAACUGCGAAACCAAUUCCACAUGACUGACUUGCUCUUGUCCUAUUUAGCCACGAAAUUAUCGCCUUCUUUUGCAAACGCCAUGUUUGUUUACACUGGUGUUUAUGGGAAAUGGGGAGCGCCCCGACAGGAGGGGGGAGCCUACGGAUGCCUGGAGGCGCAAGACAUGAUAGAGAGGAAAAUCAAUUUGACAAUUGUAAUUUUUUUAACAUCGUCAUAAUCAAAUAAUCAGAUUACGGUUUAAAAUCGAUUAAUCGUGGCGCCCUAGUUCAUAUUUUAACUUUUAAAACACUUCUGAAGAUGCACCUGUUCACUUCAGCUUUUGGGGAUGUGAAGCUACUUUUAUUGGGUAUUUUAUUUAAUUUCUAUGUUUAUCUAUAUUGUUGUUUUAUGUUUUUAAAUGUUUUUAUAGUUUUUUAUUGUUUCCGGCUAUUUUACUGUAAAGCACUUUGGUAGACCACUAGCUGUUUUUAAAUGUGCUAUAUAAAUAAAGCUGACAUUGACGUUGAUAUAUUUAAACUAUAAUGAGCAAUUCAAAAUCAUUAUAAUACGGCACAUACAGGCUACCUACUAUAGGACUUGCCAUAUGAUCCCGCAGAAGAUGCUGUCAUUGUAACCCAGCCAGUCCGGGCUCUCUUGACCUCAGUGAAAUUGACAACUGACAAUAAUGUCUCUUUACGCAAACAGUAUCAUCAAGUCCAGUGUUAAUGUAGAUCGUGAGUCAAUUGAGUGGAUGGAUAGAGGUAGAUUUCUGUGUUUCGAUGCUUGCUCAGUUGUCGUGCACUUAUCCAACAUGAGCAGUCCAAAAAUUUCCCCGAUAAAGAGUGUGGGCCGGUGUAUCCUCCGUCAGGUCAGUUUCCAUGAGAUUGGGGAAAAAAUCUGUUUUGGAUCUUUAAAAGUGAGCAAAUGGAACAUAAGCGCACUCGCCCGGAACAACACCAACCUGUUUAUACUUUUAUGUGAAUCAAAAAACAUCUCAAUGAGUUCCAGGCUUAUUGAGUUACCAAACAGAUUUUAAACAAUGGGUGACCCAAACCACACUGCAAUUGCUCCUUCAUAGUGUCUGUUUACAAGGCAAGAACGUUGGUCAGCCCUUUGAAACUUUAAGAAAAGGACAUUUGAAGGCUCUUUCGCUUUGUAUACUUUGGUGAAUUUCUCUCAAAUGCUUCCAGCUCUGUGAAGAAAUCUCCCUCGUCUGUGCUUUAACUUUUAGAUUCUCUAUUCUUCCUCCUCCCCCUCCUCCGCUGCCCAGACUCUUGUGUCUUCUUCUAUUCCUGUUUCCCUGCUCUGUCUGUAAGUGACAGUUGUGAGAAUCUACAGCAGCCUGCUGAUGCCACGUUAACCAGAUCAGAUGCCAUAACAGGAAGUCAGUGCGCAUGCAUGGACGUAGCACAGUGACACACGCACAUGACUUACUACCACUGCAAGCCAAAUGCAGGCCGGGUCGUCACCGAUACACUGACAUGAAUCUGCUGUGGGUCAAAGGUAACGGCACCCUCAGUCAAACAACAGUCGCUGACAUGAUGUCCGGCCUGCUGAGGCUUUGAUCGACAUCAGGAUCUGUGGGAAGAGUCACUCACCACCUUAUUUCUAAUUGAUGAGCAUCUGUUGGUGGUUUUUGUGGGAAUGUGCGGAUAAAUCCCCCUUUCUAAAAAAAAGGCAUCUGCAAUCCCUCUAAAGUUAUUAAGCUGAACAGGAUUUGACAAAUAAAUAAAGUGCUGGUGAGCUUCAUUUGUCAGUUCUGCGGUGGCCUUGACCAAAGUCAACUUUUGAAAUAUUCCAUCUUUGCUAUUGAGUAUUGAGAACAAUCCCUCAGUUAUUUUAAAAAUUACAUUAAAAAACACUAAAGUACAUUUCAGAUAGUUUUAAAGCUGCAAAAAGAAUGCACAAAUUAUUUUUAAUUGGGACUAUUUUAAGAUCAUUUUUUAAAAACCUUUAAAACCUUUUAAAUGAACUAUUUGAAUGUAAACUCCUUCUGCUAAAUUUAAUGUUUACCACUGUAUAAAUGUGAUUAUAAACUUCUAAAAUACUAUUCUUAUAACUAUGAGUGUAAACUACUUUUAAGAUGUAAAUAUAAACCCCUUUAAAAUAUAAGUUUACCUUUAAAACAGUACACGUAAACUAAAACCCUUGCUGCAUGUUAUCCCCACUUAAUACUCCCCAAAUCAUAAGUGCAAACUACUUUAGAAUGUAAACAUAAACCAUUUUUAAAUAUAAAUGUAAUUACUCUAAAAUGUAAGUGCAAACUGCUUUUAAAAUGGUAAAUGUAAACUACUUUGACAGAGUUAAUACUGUAUAGUCUAGUUUUACAACCAUAACUCAAAAAAACCCACUUUUGUUUAAUGUAAAAGUUAUCAAAAAAGUGUAAACAAUUUUUAAAUGCUAACAAAUUUUAAAACCAUAAAAAAAAAAAAAAACUUUCUUUAAAUGUAAAUACAUACUGCUUUUAAAAGUGCCAAUGUUAAAUAAAGUUAAAAGCACAAACUUUAAUUUUUUUUUAAAGUGGACACUUUUUGAAAUAUAAAAACAGAAACUUUUGUGUUCUUAAAAUAAAAAGCUUUCAGAUUAAAAAUCUAUUAAAAGUUUGUGUUUUGUUAAAUGAAUUCACCUUUACUCCAAAUAAAUUAAAAAAAAGCCUUUGUUUUGGACUCACAGUACAGUCGGAGGAGAAGAGUCCCUCACAGAGAUCAUAGAGUAACAGAGAAAAAUACUGCUCCUGUGUAUUUGCUGCAUUUUUGCAGACUUAAUUAAGCCCUUAGAAAAAUAAUAUUACUGGCACGCGCAGAGACAGAGCUUUCCAUUUUCAUUAACAGUGGAAUUUGUUGGAAAGGAAAGAGGGGGAGAAGAAGAGAGUACAGGCUGAAGGAGAGAAAAGUUUCAUAGUUUAAGUGUGGUGGGGAGAGAGAGAGAGAGAGCAAGGGAGCAAGAGAGAGAGAGAGAGAGAGAGAGAGAUGCAGAUUGUUUUAAAUCCGCAGCGAGUCAGCCUCUCAAAUUUAUGCCCAUGGGCUGCUUCUUGGGUGGGCUGCAGGGAGGGCGGUGCGCUAGCUGCAGCAGGGGAAAGUUGCCGACUCCAGACUGCUCGCCUUGCUCUGAAGCUUGGCUUUUCCUGCUGGAACACAUUUACAACUCAACCGUCCUGACUGGCUGACUGACUGCUCGGCCCUGCCCCGCAUGACUUAACCAAACCAACUGACUUUUGCACCACUUAUUGAGCAACACGUUCGCGAAGAUUCAUGAUUUAUAUUUGACUCUAAAGACUCACUUUUUAAGGCUUUAUCUGUGUAACUGAACUGGACGUUUAAACAGAACAAAGUAAGAAGUGCAAAGAAGAUUUCCCAACCCAGAAAAGGAGUUUCACGGUUUAGUUCUGUUCAGAUAUCAAGUUUUACUCAUUCACAGACUAAAUCAGAAUUCCCCUGAGAGGCGGUUUGUGCUCAAAAAAGGCAGGGACAGUUCUCGUCUCUGCUGGAGAACUUGGAUCAGAUAAGACAUAAUUCUGGCUCCUCUGUAUUUCAUGCCAGCAGUGACUGUUUGUUUUUGUCAGCAUGAGAAAGAUUUGGAUCCACAUCUAGCUUAGGAACAGAUUCCCUCAUGUUUAGGAUGAAGAAGAGUGGCUCACUCAUCAACCCGCUAUCACGCUGUGGAGAUUCGGUGGAUAUAAUCUGUCUGUCACCGCUUGGAUAAAAUAAAAAAGUCAAAUUAGAAGUAUUUUUUAGUUAAAGUUUGAUAUCAGCUGAUUUUGGAGCUUUUCUGGCAAACAAAACGCCCUUAAGUGCAAGUUUUUCCUCGCUGUGUGUCAAACUUAAACCCUGAGAGGCCCGUUCCUCGCUGAGUCUCUGUAACUUUAGAAAACAGGGAGGUUUUCUCCUCCUCGGUGAAUGCUCAGCGAGGGGGAUGACAUCAGCAGCAUGUAAAUCAGCUCGUAGCCCAGCAAUAACCUAAACUUCAAAUUUAGAGGCCGGCUGGUUGGUCGGUUGGCUCGCCACGAUUAUGUGCUGACACACACUUGCACUAAACACAGAAAAACACAAGUCCGUGCAUGCAAACACAGGGCAACAAUAAGAGGACGGAAAGAAGUAAACAAGUGGUUGUUUUAUGACAGAAAGAUACCAUUUAUCUUAAGUUUUGACCUUUUUUCAAAGCUUUCAUCACAAAAUGUCCACUAAAACAGAAAAACAAUCAAGUGAAACAUCUAAACUCUGCUUUUAAGAAGAGAAGAAACACGUGGGUGUAUUUCGGUUCACUCACAGUCUGUGCGCCUGGCUGCUUUGUGAGCUAAUUCACUCUGAAGGUAUUACGGUUAUUGGACAGCUUGUAAACCAUUAAGUCUUUAUUUACAAGAGAAAGAAAAGAGGGUCUGGGUGACUGCGUGGGGGCGAGCUGGGUCUUGGUACGGGCGCUGACCCCACUGUAAGUCAGAACAACUGAGCCUCUCCACCGGUGGGACAUCUGGUCCUGUUUGCAGUGAACUGCAGACCACUCCUCAAUUACAUAAUUGUGCCCAUUAAUUACAGGAGGAGGGGCUUCAUUUCCUGCUUGUGACUAAUAAACAGAAAGAAAACCAGGAAGAAAAAAAGGACUGAGAGUUUAUGAUUAUAGUGCAGUCGCUGGAACAUGAAGCAAAACAGCAGCUUAAGGUUAUAACGCCACACACCAUCGAGUGUAAGUGACACAACAGCUGUUAGUCAAAUAUCGCUCCUCAGGUUGUGAAAAUUUUGACAGUUUGUCGUCUCCUCAGCAUUAGUAGCCUGUUUUUGGCCACACACAUACAGACACAAAGCCCCCCCUGCAUGUCAGUCCUCCAGGAAAACACUCGGAGAAAUGACUCACCUUCAUGGUGUGACUGAGUGGAUGCAGGUGUGACGGCUGUGGUAGGUUUCACACCGUCACCGUGUUGCUGAGGGGAGCUUCUGUUUGAGUGGAAGGGGCAUUAAAAAACUAUUAAUGCAAAUGCUGUUAAUGAUGGGUGAUGAUAUAUCAGGGUCUGGGAGGGUUGUGAAGGAGGAGAUAGGGGAGGAUUUUACAACUACCACCUCUAAGUCUGUCUCUGGGUUCAGUAGAAAAUGAGGAUUAAACAAGAAACAGGACGAGACGUUUCAAUGUGACAGAAUCUAAACUUAUAAUAUAUACAAGAUCCUGGAUAGUGCAUUGUCUUUUAAUCACAAAUGAUAGUGUAUGACCCAUUUUACCUACAUUAAUUUGGGGUUUUGUUUUGUUACUCGCAUAAUCACCACAAGGGGCACUGCAGGUGAACGGGCAGGUAAAUGCUACAAAAGAGACACAGGUGAAGCAGUGAUCUGGGGAACGGGAAGAGAACACGUUUUGUUUACCGCUAAUCUCCGACACCACUCUCACCCUCAUCUCGUACAUCACCAUCAUCGUAAGUCGGACGUAUCUGUCAUUUUUGGAUUGUUUUUUUAUCCUAUCGAUAAAUGGCAAAAAUAUAACUCAACAAUAACCUUGGAUUGGACACUGGAUUGAACUAGAAGUGCGUCAAAAACACCUCACUCCCGCACCUAGAGAGUGACUAAAAUUCAGGUCAGCAAAGUCACUACAGAUUGAAUUUGUAAAGUUUUAGUUCUGAAUAAUGUAAUCCUAAUUUCCCUGGACAAAUUUGUUUACACUGGCUGCUAUUAUCAAUAGUAGAAAACACAGUGAUUGACAAUUACUGUCUCUUUUAAAUCAAAGUACUAAUUUCAUGCUUAAGAUGAGCAAACAGCAGUAUAAGUGACUGGUCAAUAGUAGGAGACAACAGUGGUUUGACAACCUGCUAUAAAAUGCAGAGAAACUGAAGAAGAAGCAGGAGCUGCUGCUAGCAAGCUAGCUGCUAAACUAUUAAACCUUUUCAUUUUCUUGUCAUUCUCUUGUUAUUAUUCAUUUCUAUGACUUACAAUCUACUAGAAGCAGCAUGUUUAAUUUCAAAGUAAAAGCAUGCUUUUUCAGUACAGGAAUUGAAGCAACCUCGGAGGAGGAGAGUAAAAAUGUCAAAAUAAAAGCAUCACAAACAGUCAUUUAGUAACACAACUUUUCCCUAUAAAAGCGUCUUUUACAGAGGUGGAUAAAACUUGAGUAUCUGGUUAGUAUUUACAGCCCCAUCAUGAUUUUAACAAAGCCUUUCAAGUUUUGUUGUUGUUGUUGUAAUAAAGCUGUAAACAUCUCGUUCUGUCACCGUUGCAGUUCAGAUAUUUGUGUAAGUGACACAUAAUCUUCACCAGAUUUCCCCUCUGCCCUUAAUUUAGGCUGAAUUGUAUGGCUCAGAGUGGAAAGACUUGAACAAAGUACCUGACUUAGCCUAGUGGCUAAGUUGUCACUGGACCCUGGUCCUGGUCCCGGCCUGGUGGCUCGGCAGCUGUAGUCGAGCCAAAAAUGGUUGUGUUCUGGUGUUUUGGUCAACAACUUCCAAAAAAUAAAAAAAAUAGUGAAACAGUAAUGGUGAAGAUGUCUUUUGGGACAUACAUCAGCAGUCUAGAGAAGAAAAACUCAAGGAUUGAAGACGUAUGAGAAGGAUUGUGAGGAGGCAGUCUGUUCAGCUGAGGGUGGUGGCAGCCAUCUUGAAUAUCAAGGUAGUAAGUUAUAUGCCUGAUAAGGUGUAAAUUUAAAUUUAAAUUUAAGUAACCCUUUCUUACCUGUCCUUAAUUUGACUGAUUGUGUUUUUCCCCAUAAGUUUUCCAUAAAUUUGAUCAUGUAUCUUUAACUUUUUAACCACAAUAAUUUUAAGGUUAAAAUGUGAAACUGUGGCAGCACAAGUUACCUAACAGAUAAACUAAUUUUUGUGAAGAGACAAAAAUUAGUGAGAAAAAAAGUAUGUUUUAAAGUGACAGAUCAUAAAUGUUCCUAAAAGUUCUUCCUUGAGCUGUGUCACCCCGCUGUAGUCUGUAAUGGUCUGGCCUGAGGCUGCUGGAAGAGAGUAGGUGAGUUGUGUUUAGUCUCUUUGCUAAAGAAAUCAGGCAAAGAUAAAAAGAUGUUUGGUGACUAGUACUAUGGCUGGGACCCUAUAUGUACUGUUGAUGGAGUUAGGUGCUGUUCUGAACAUUAUUUGUGGCUAUAGAGUGGUGUUUUGGUUGAGGUUUGUUUAUGGCUCCUCCAACCACUGUGUAUUGCUAUCGUAUGGCUGUUACUUAAGUUGGUAUAACUAGAGAAGCAAGCAGUCAACAACAUUCAUCUCCCGAGGGGAUGUCUAACUCGGUGUUUUAGUGUGUUUGACCCUAAAUUAAUUUUAUGCCAGGAUAUCCCUUUAAGUGAUCUCAACCUUGUGUGAUGUCUUCAAAUAUCUGAGCCUUUGCCAAACACUAUUUGCAGGCCAAAUUUUUUAGUUAACAAUCAAGUAAAAUGUUAAAUCCUCACGUUUUAGAAGCUGGAAAUUCCAAAUGUAUCAAGAGAGUAGUGAAAUUUUGUUAGAGUUUUCAGAUGAAUUUUCUGUCAUGCGGCGAAACCAACAAUGUUGCAGAUCUAAACAAAGUUUGACCCAGCUUUUAAGCUGAGGAUGCAAACCGUGUCACUUCCUUGGUUCCCAUGCUGUUAACUGACCUGCUGCUGCACUCAGCAUGAAACAAAUGUUGGAAUGACAAUGUGGCUGUCGCAGCUGUUGUUGUUUCAGAUCCAGAGCUCUUCUCCUCCUCCUCCUCCUCCUCCUCCUUCUCCUGUACUUCUUUCUCCUGAUGCUCCUCCUGUCACCAUCACUGUCUAUGAAGGGGGGAGCGGCGCUGGAUCGGCCGCAAGACAGGGACUGCAAACACAGCGAUGCACCUGCUAGACUGAGAUUGAGAAAAGCGCGGGAUAGAGGAAGAGUAACUGAAGGGGGUAGAAACUGUCUUUCUGUGAGUGAGGGAGAGGGCAGGCUACAGUGAAAGGACGAGGCUGUGAGAGUGAGUUUCUCCGUCUUUGGAUGGAGGUAGCAUGCUGAGCGUUUCUGCCGAGGCUUAUGGGAGCAGACUCAGCUGAAUACACAGAGGGUCAACAGGGAUCCACACUCACUUUUCUUUUCACACAGAGGACAACGUUGUGUGAUAGUACUGUGAUGGACGGGCGACCUGUGUAGGGUGGUUCCCUGCCUUUUUGCCCAGUGCAUGCUGGGAAACACGCAAGCCCCCACCGGUACCAGACCCUGGGAAAAAGUAGAGAAUGAAAAGAUGAAUGGAUGAAGAUUGCUGCCAAAAUAGUUCUCAUUAAAUGACAUUUUCUAUACAUCACACAGGCCCGAACACCGCUUUUCAUACCGACUGUGGAGUCCUCUAAACGUAGAUUUUCACAUGAUAUGAAGCACAAUUAACUAACAUCAGGCAGUGAACAAAAUAUGACGGAUGAUGAACAUUCAAUAAUUACUUUUAAAGGAGAUCGUUGUGUGUCAGAUUCUUUCUCAUGCAAGAUCCUUGAGACCAAACACAGGACUUUAUAUUUUCAUUUUAAACUUCAUGACCUAUGGGACUUGAUUAACUGCUUCAGUCACCUGGAAACCUUGAAGUUCUAUCAGAGCUAGCUUACUAACAGCACGUAACCUGUUUUUUUUUCACUUGUUUAAGUCUCAAGGCCUUAUUUGUCUCUAAACUUUCAUACUGCCAACUUUAAAACUGAGCUAGUAUCAAAUACUAUAAUAUCACACAGGCUGCCAUCUUCACUGACUUGGGAAAAUGAACUUAAGUUGAGCAAUGAUUUUAGCUAAAUUAGACAAUUGAAGUAGACUUCAGUCCUCUUCACAGUGUUCAAGCACCAGUCAAGACCCGCAGAGCCGGCCCAAGCCUCAAUCUUGAUUUUGGGGCCCUCUAUUUCUGCCAAUAAUAUUGAUCGUUGAUCAUUCACACACCAUCACAAAUCUCUUUGAUUUACAUUCCAUGACAUGCAAACAUACCUUUAUCUUGGCUUUAUUUUCUCUUCUUCCUCUUUCUUGUCUCUGCUCCUUAAGGAUAUGUCCUUUUUUGCCCCGCAACUACCUGUGCUUUGGAUGCUCAGUGCACAGCAGGAGGCACAUAACAGUAGCAGAGUUUGACAUAUCGGCAGUAAGAAUCAUAGGCCUACAUCAGCAGCAGCACUAAAAUGUUUAUUUUAUUUUUUACGAUAUUAUAAUUUGAUCAAACAGAAAGCAUCACUCAGACAUGCAAAAAACAAAAAAUAUUUUAAAUUAUUGUUUUUUUGAUUGCUGUCGGGGGCCCCCUUCUGGCCGCGGGGCCUUAAGCAGGCGCUUAGUUUGCUUAUGCCUUGGGCCGGCUCUGAAGAACUGGUAAAUUGAGCAAAAUAUGUUCACCUUUGUUAUUCUAGGUGACAAUGCAGAUAUGCUUCCUCUCAGCUGGUUAUUAUUUGGCUGUGUCCUAGUUGACCUAUUGUGUCAAAUACCAAAACAAUCAAUGAACAAGUUAGCACGAGGCAAACUGGUCGUUUGUUGAAACACGAAAACAUCCACAACUUUACAUUUUUGCUCACUUUGUACUUACAGUAUGACUACUUUGUCUCAAAUAUUUACCUAACCCCUCUUUAGUUAAAAGUUUGAUUCAGCAGCAGUUUUCCUUCAAUAAAUUUACGCUGUUUGACUUCAGGGUCCAAAAAGUGUGAUCUCAGUUAUUCUAACAUUUUUCAAUACUUAUUUUUCGUGGCAUCAUUUUAGUUCAGAUUUUGUUUUGUUAAGAUUGGAUUAGAAGAUAUUUGUCACUAUCAAGUUUAAUUUCCAGGUACUGUCUGUUUGACCCGAGGUUUAGGCCUUGUUCCAUAUUCAUGAAUUAUAUUUAAAAUGGGGAUAAAAUUUGAAGUCUUUCUAAAAUCCAACAGCCUCGCUCCACUUUCUCCUCACACGAUGACUCAGCAGCAGGUUGCAGCUCUGCCAGAUUUUCUCGACUGCUGAUUAUUUCUCCAGCAGUUAAACCCCCUUUGUCCAUCCCUCUGUUCCCGCUACUUCCAUUCAGUUCAGGACAGGCAGUUGUUCUACUGUGGCACAUUUAUUGGCCCUUAUUAGCCGGCACCUGUAGUCCAUUAAAAUCCCUGUUUUUUUUUUUUUUUGCUGACACAGAGACUGACACUUACUGUCUUUGAGUUCUCAGUGCAGUGAGAGGAACACAUCAUUCGGGAUAUGAGGAGAACAUAUCGCUGUCGAGAACAAUCGCUGCAUGUUCAAAGUUGAAACCCGCGGGAUCUCAUUCAAAGGGCUUAUUUAUCGGCGCUUGUCUUCUGGUGCAGCUGUGGAGCAGAAAUGUGGUGAGCACUUGUGUGUGUGUCAAUGUGUCUGUGUGAAUGUUAAGUGUUAUAAGCUCGUGCUUGGGCGCUCGGUGGGCGAAGGGUCCCAGAUGUGGAAGCCGGAAGUUGUUGGUGAUUAGUGGAGCUUGUGGACUCUUUUGGGUCUGAGUUUGUGGCCGAGAAUGUCAUUUUAUUAUUUCGAGUGUUUGACUACUUGACUUAAAAACUCUGUGUUAAAAAGUUUGAAGUAAAUUCCUCUGACUCAUGAAGUUUUGCUGAACAGCUGAUCUUUGGGAAUGAACUGAUCCCUCAUACAACCACAAGAGUGAAUUUGAUGUCAGCAUAGCACAGGCUGAAUUGGACAUGGAGUUGUUUGAUUGUUUAUGAACGAAAAAGGCUCAAUUUUUCAUCUUUGAGUAAUAUAGUCAAAAGGUUAUUUGAAUCAUGCUACUAUUUUAUAAAUUGUUGCAGGAUUUAUAUUCAAAUCUAUAAAAAGUCAAGUCUUUAAGUCCAACAGUGUCGUCUCUUUGGCUCCUUUUUCUUGCGAUCGUCAAUAACGUCACUUUAAGGAACUUGAGCAGCGUCAUAAAAACAGAGCGAAAACAUAAAUCAACUGAUCAGCAAGUGAUCAGAUCCAUUCACGUGUCGUUCCAGACAGCUGAGUUCUUGUGGCUGCCCCCCCUUCUCCCUUCCACCCUUCUCCCUCCUCGUCUUGUGUGUCCCAGCUCACACUCCAGCUUCCUGUGGGAUAGAGCCGAGCCUCGGGGCAGGGGGAUGUCUGUUUCCAACCAACGAGCUCUCUCACACAUGCUCUAACUUGUCAGACAGUGUGUGUGUGUAUGUGUGUGUGUGUGAGUGAGUGAGGGUGGCUGGGUGUCAGAGUGAGUGUAUGCAUGUAAGAGCCCAUACAGUGUGUGUCUGGUCGUCUCAUUGUGAAAGCGUGUGUGUGUGUUCAGAUGCUCAGAGAUAGGAGUGUUUUUAAACUCUACGGGUGGAGGUGAGUGUCUGGGACAUGGAGAAAAAUUCAAUUAGCCGAAGUUGACUGUGGUCCAGGUUCAUCUCAGGUUGCCUAAACACUCGUCUGUCUGUGUAAGUUUUAUCUCGGAGGCAGAAGAGACGUUUAUAAACUUCAGUUAAACAUCUGAUGUCUCUUGUUGCAGUGGAAAAUAAAUAUUGGCGUGCAUUAAACUUGCACUAAAUUAAUUCGAAGUUUAACUUUGUAUCUACCUGAUAAACACAGAAAAAAUAGCAAAAUAUUUCCUUGUAAAGCGACGGUUCAAGCUUUGAGCGAGUGGGCACUACUCGCUCAUGAUUCACUCUCUGUACAGACACAACAAGCUCUAAGAAUAAGAUCUAUAAGCUCUAAGAUUUGUUUUACUGUUUUUGCACACCUAACACUCCAUAUCCCAUAACUUUCUUUUUUAUUCAUGAUAAAAUCUUUAAAGUCCCACUUUUUUUUAUGAAGUUUUUAGCCAAAAUCACGUUACCUGUGUCAUUUUCAAGGGCUUUUCUUCUGCAGAGCUCCAGUAGCUCAUUAGCAAUUCGCCUCUGAGUCGUGGGUGGAGACAGCACUGCUCCGCACACUCCCUUUUUACGCUAGCUUGUAGCCUAACAUUGCCAGUGUAGUAGCAGAAUCAGGUAACAUAGGAGCUAUUCGGUUCUCAGACACUAAUGUUUUUAGGGACACAAUGAAAGUUAAUAUCAUAGUUAGCUUUCUUACGAGUAUUGCAAUCUGCUAACGCGGACACUUAUUCUGCGUUUGUCCUCUACUUCUUGGAGUCUGGCCUGCAUAGCAGGGCUCUGGGGGCGGAGCUUGGAAGUGUGACAUAGGAAAUCUAACUGUAUCUGAACCUUAUGUUUGGGUCUACCAGAUAUUCCCAGCGAUUUAAAUGUAGAAAUACUCAGAAAUGCAAUUUUGCACUUAGUUUUCUCAUGAUAUGUCCUGCAGCAUUAGAAAAAUGGCAUAUGAACAUGUAAAAACAAGAAAAACAUGAUUUUCUUCAGAUUGGGUCUUUAAUAGCAAUUAUUGUGUUCAUCUGCCAACUGUUUUCUAAGUUAACAGAUAACCAUUUGGUUUUACGAGUGUUUUUUGUCAUCUUUUCUCUAUCUCAAACUGUAAAAUUGCAUAUCUGAGAUCAUUUCCGAUCAUUUCCCUGUAAAUCAUGUCAUAAUCAGUUAUGGGCACAGGUAGUUUAAGAAAAUCCAUUCAAUUCGUUGUUUCAUCUGCAGUGAGUCUGUGUUUUAUAAUAUUUUCCCAAAUAGGCGUUAACAUGGUGUUCUUCUCAAAAACAAGUCGUCGCAUUAACCAACGUCUUCAAUCAUAUUUUAUGCAUUCUGCUUUUUAAACGCAGGAAACUAAGUCUGUGGUUUCAGUUCAGUGCUAUAAUUUUACUCAGUCAGGGUUUUGGCAUGUUUAUGUGGUUCUACAUCAUGCCUGAUCUCUCACAGUCUGCAUGUUAGGAGACAGUCUGCAGUGCACAAACAUCAGCGGGAUCUGUUUGUAUUUCUGUGUAAGCAAAUCUGUGUGUCUUUGAGUUGAACCUUUACACACAGUGGCUUUCGUUACCUCAGUGCUUUUUCCCCCUGCUGGUUGGCCAUCAGAGCAGACUGGUGGUGUGUCUGAGGUGUGUGGCUUACCACCAUGUCAUUGCCUGGAGGGCUCUUAUGUCUGUUGUCACCUAGGCACACAGACUCAGACACAGAGAAAUGCACGGCUGCUGCUGCUGUCUGAUGCAAAAUGAAGGGAAAUGCCAUCGAUGAUUUGAACAUUCACUGGAACAAGUUACUGGUUUUGUGGAACUUCUGCUUUGAUUAAAUUGAUUCCUGCUCGGUUUAUUGCUAAGAUCGCAUUGGUUAAGGAAGCACACACACUCCUCAUUUCCUUAUUUUGUGCCAAUUAGUAAUGUUACCUUGUCUCCCAAAAAAACAAACAACUGAGUCUUUGCCUAUCACAGCUUGUUUGAACAGGAAUGAGGAUUAAGAAUUACCACCCUUGUUGUUUAGGCUGGAAACUCAUACGUAAGUCUUAAAUUCCACAUCAUUUAAAGCUGCUACUUCCUACCUGUGCAGGAGGGAUACUGUUAUUUGGGUGACAUGCAACAUUUUGAGUGUCUUGUAGUACUUCCUGUUUACAUGACAUGUGCAUCUCCAGUGCAAGUGAAUGGUCACGUGAAGUGUGAUUACAAAUAGAGCAGCACUAAUGGGAAAUAUUUACUACAAUAAGCCUUUAACGAUAGAUGUGAUGGACCAUAGACUGUAUAUACUAUGGACAUAAUGGCUCCGCUUUCCAUGAUUAUAGAAAUUUGAUGCCGAGUUGCUCUUGGUAUUUCUGGGAUUUUCUCCACUUUCUGAGCUACGCAAUCUUUGUACACCCAUAGGCUGUAUCAAGUGUCAAUCAUAGAAAACAUGAACCCCCCUGAUAACUUUUAAAAAUGGAGCUGUACAGAAAAAAGAGGACUUGAGCACAAACCAGUCUGACAGUAUCUAAAUGUCAACAUCGCAAGCAGGGGGGAGAAAAAUGUAUAUUCUGUGUAAUUAAUUUCUAAAGUUCGUCCACAGCUCCAUAGGGAUUGCUGGAGGAGGCGGGAUUUAACGUGUAGACUUUACACUUGUAGAUAAAGAAACCAAAACUAAUCGUAGCGUAACAAAAGUUUCUGACUGACAUUGGUGAAGCAUUAUGGACACAAUAUGUGGUGGAUGAUGUAUAAUAAGUGGGUGUUUAUACAAAAUAGAACCUAGUCAGAGUUAGACAAGUCAAUCUCGUGGUCACUUUGUGUUAUCCUGCUGAGAAUGAAGUUACGAACAAGAGGAAACUACAUAAAGAUUUAAAGACAAAAGGAUUUGUUGAGUAAAAAUGUAGCCCCUCAGAUUCCCCUGUCAGUAAGGAAUUCCAGCUAGUGGGUUUCGGGUGUUUUGUGUUGGUUUUCUUCAAUUUGGUGGAUGUCUCUUUCAGUCAGUUUGUGUCUGUUUAACCAUCUCUAGCAAUCCAUGUGCUGUUUUCCUGCAAACCAUAAAUCACAAGUUUUAUGUUAGCUAGAUAUUCUUAACGUAGUAUUAAAAAUAUCGAAAAAUUAUUCAUGUUUACCCUUUUUUUUUUUUUUUUGCUGUUAACCAAGGUCGUGUCCUAGUGUGUCUUGUCUCUUUAGUUUCACUAUUUAGAAUUAGUUACUAUUGUUUUGGAGUUUCGACAAAUGGAAAUUAAGUAUAAAGAGUGAGGUUAUAAAUAAGACAGAUGGGUAAUAAGUGGCGGAGAAAAACAACAAACCCCUCUCUGAUACACCAACAGGUCAAUAAAGUGGUUGUUUUAUCCUCAACAAAGAGGAUUGUGGAAGCUGAGAAGUGGAAUUAGCAAAGAGAAGAUAAUUGACCCAUCUAUCUCCUCUUCUCUCCUCUCUUUCUACCUCUCCUCCUUUUCCUCUCCCAUUUCUCCUCUCCUCUCCUCUCUGUAAACACAUUGAAGAGCAAACGUUUUUAACUUGGAGUGCUAGCGCCAGAGCUCUUCUGCUAACUGACCCGGGGCUCUGAAGAGCUGCAUAUAACAGGCGCCCACAUUGGCUUUUGUGUGCAGGAGGGUCUUUACAUAACCCACGUAACCAAGCACAUUGUCUAGCAACCAGGCGGCCACUGAAGGGCCUUGUAAAUGGAGGAGGGGGUCUGCUUGAGUGGAGGCCAGCAGCCGGGGUUGAGAGGCUAGUGGAGCUAAGCUAGGUCAUGACUAAAGGCUAGUUUGUUAGCUUAAUAAUAGCCUGAGGGUACUGAUGUAAUGAGCUCCUCCAGAAACAAAGCGGCCAAUAGAAAGCCCUUUUGUUUAAAAAUUAGGUUUGUAAGAAAUUAGAAAGAAAAUAUACGAUCGUCUGCAGCUGCUCAUGCACAACUCUCUGAUUUUGUUGCUGUUUCGAAAGCCUUGUGUUAGAAAUUCACAUUUUUGCCCGUGUGAAUCAUCUUGCAGUUACCCAGCGCCCCUCACUAUGCUUCUUACCCCCUUACUCCACAAAGCCCGGCCUUCUUCGCCCUGUUUCCAGUGUUUGGGUCUCAGCCAGGAUUCCCUUGGACCUGCCCAGGAUGUUGAGGUAUAUUUUUCCUCCCCGCUCCCAACGAUUAGUUUUUUCAAGAUGUUUUCUUUUGGCAGAGGAGAAAUGUUUGCAUGUCUCUCUCUGUGCAGCGUCCAGAUCACGCCCUAAAGACUUUAAGAUCUUUUUAAUAUAUACCGCCUGGGGUCAUUUUUAAAAUAAUUUGGGGGUGUAUUUUGUUAAGUGGAAGGAAAAGAAACUACAUCAUUGUUUUUCGAGGUGUUCAAGCCUUAUUUUAAGGAGCAUUCUCGUGAUAUUUCCGCCUCAAAAACAUACUUAUCUUUGGAGAGACUUCUUCAGAUUGACUGAAAACAACUGUUCUCCAAAAGUCCUCAUUGACAUGUUCGUGGCAGCACAACAGGCCCCGGCUGGUUGCUGUGAUUUUGACACAGCGGCUCAUUAUCAGCUCCACACUUCACCUCGUAUCAGAUGAUAAUGACCCAUUUAUCACCGACACUUGAUGCCCCUGUCAUUCUUAGCAGCUCCCUGCCAGGCCAUAGGAAGCUUUUACUGCUGUUCCUGAGAUGUUCCCAUUGUCUUCCAAUACACAAAGACAAGGUGUCCCAAUGGCCCCUGCGUGGGUCCCCGGACGGCCCCUUAGUUGCGCUGCUAAGGGUUUUCUCGCUAUUGUCACCCCUUCUGCAAUCACGGGGGCACUGCUGCCAGAGUGUGGAGGCGGGGGACGGGGGUGAUAUGGCUUGUAUGGGUGCUUUGAAAAGAUGUGUGAAAUAGGAGUAUGGGUAUUAAGGGUCUUGGCUCAGUUGGGGGUCUAUUGUGCUGAAGGCUGAGCCCCCUACUGGCAUCCAUGAUCUCCUCCAUUGACACAGAAGCUCUGCUCCGCUCCCUGUGUGUUUUUUUUGUCAUCCUCUUUCUCACUACUCCAACUCCCUCUCUCUCUCUCUCUUUGCUGAUGUCUUUUUUUACCUCUCUUCUUCAGCUCUCUUUCUGCUCUGAGUCACAGCCAAAAAAUCUGGAGCAUUUUCCUCUCUCCUGUUUCAGUUAACUGGAUUCUUGGUUAUGCGUUUUAUCACCGUGAAUGCUGACAGAACAGGUCUCGAAUGCUGCGUUUCACCCAACUGCUUCGAUAAAGAUACCGUAAAAUGAACCAAAUUGAGUUUUUCAGUAACUCAAAGCUGCAUCAAAGCUUUCCUGGCUGCCGUUUCAAUGUGUUGCCAUUUUGAUAUGUGUGAAAUCUUUAAUAAUGACCCCUUCUUCUAUUAGACGCCCCAGAUUUUUGGAUGUAUGGAUGAGUUGGAUACCCAAGCCUUGUUUUUAGUUUUAUUUAAGGUAAGCUUAUCCCCAAAAGUACCUUUAUAUUUAAAUAAUGUGCAACAUGGACAGAUUCUCAUUGACGUCAUCCAUUGGUUUCUGAAGUAGAGUUUUAAAGCCUACUGAUGGUGGUUGCCUUAUUGGAGUUGUAACUUUAGCCUCUAAGUUUACAGCUACAAUAUUUCUGGCUGUCAGUCAACUAGGCAAUGAAAUAUACUUAACCCUAAAAUUUUACAAUCACGAGUUUGAAAGGAUUCACCACCUGUAGUACAGAGUGUGUACAGAGAAAUAAUUUACUCAGACCAAAACUGUUUCUUGUAAUGGGCUUUAAACGUGUUUAUUUUUGCUAUAAAAUUGGGUUUCUUAGAUUGGGUAUGUAAGUGAUUCUAGGGCUUUCUGAGCAGAUCUCAAGCGGACACUUGAGGAAGUGCAGUUUUUCGCACUUCUGCGCUGGCUUCAAAUCUCAAGUCCUUUGGUUUCCUCUUGAAUGUGCUUGUUGAAUGUGGCGUCAAAUGUUUUACCUCUCUGACUGUCUGUGUGAAAAGGUCCUUGGUUCCCAACGAUUUAGGAGUCUUGUUGCACAUGUUGGGGUUUUUCUUUGUUUUUAUGUUGUGGCCUUUUGGGGGUUCCUCUCAGAAAGUGAUAAAACUUAAGCCACGUCCACACGGAAACAAAUUCAAGAGUAAUCGCAAAAUUUUUAUCCUAUCGGCGUAGACUAUACUUUUCGAAACCUUUUCGGUCCCAGAGUUCAUAAAUCCGUAUACGACUACCGUUUCGUCUCCGGGUGGAUGCCUAUCCACAUCUCUCUUAAGACGAUUACGCCACACACAGCGCAUACGCGUGCUCUGUACUCUUCUUCUGUCUUUCGAUACAUUUCUGGGGCAGCGUUACAGCGCCACUUACUGGCUUGGCAAACACACUACAUCUUUUUAAGUCAUUUUUAGUCGUUUGGUGUUUAUGCAGAUAUUUCCUUUAAGGAUUCUAUCUUAAUGGAAAACUUUUUAAAAACGAAAUAGCAAUAUAUUGUUUUUGUGUACAAGGUCUUAGCAAAUUCUGAAUUCUUAGCAUCAAAUUCUGAAAAAAAGUGCAAACUUGGAGCUUAUUUUAGAAAUGUACGCAGUAAAUUGGCGAAAGAGCAUCCGUAAACAGUUCUCAAAAGUACGGCCCACUAAGGUCGUUUCACCUUGAUACAUCAAGUUUUGGUACAUGUAUAUAAAAGUUCAACAUAAUGGUGAAUUCUCAACAGAACUUCAUCUUCAUUCAAAAAAAAAAAAAAAAUCCUCCUGCAGUCUGAUUUUAAAAUCUUGGCAUCCUGACAUAUGACGCUGUUACAUAAGAGUAUUGCUGCUCUUGCAUUUCCCAGGCUUUGUCCACAAUCUCACAAAGAUGUAUCUUAAUACCUCUAAUCACAUCAUAUAGAGUCUUCGAACAUCUCUUGCAUCAAACUCAAGGACUUUUCCACCAGACAUAAACACAACGUAAAUACAUACGUCAUUCUUUCAGUAUUCAAAGCCAUCUGCAUUGAUAUAAAGUCCCCUUUUCAUCCUCCCCUUUGUCUUGUCUCUCCCACUCCCUACAAUGUGCUCUGGGUGAUUCAGACACAGGUUGUGAGUGUUGUUGGGACAGAUUGUUAAUGUGUGUGUACAUACACAUAUUUGCUCAGCGUUAUCCAGCUUGUGUGAGGCCAACAGGAGUCGAGCGAUUGUCAAUAGUCGAAGUCAAUAAAAUCCCGUCAUUGACAAAGAGAGAACAAACAGCCACGGUUUGUUCAUGGAUUUCCUACCAAACACUGCACAAGGAGGGCCGAGGAGCGGAGGGAGAAAGAGACGGAGAGGGGCAGUUUGGACCCGACUCUGCCCGUAACAUCGAAUCAAAUGGGUUCUUAAUCAUCGGCUUAUGAUCCAAAAAUAAAUGAUUUCUGAUUGAGCUCUAAACACAGAAAGUUUGUUGAUUUAAGUUACAAAUACAAAAACACAGUAUCACCAUUUUAUUUAGAUGGAUUAAAAGAACACAAGUAAAUCGAUGGUACAGGUUAAUACAAUAAAGUCUGACCAGAACCUUUAAGUUUGUCUGCUCACACAUUUUCAGUGUAAUAAUCAAAGAACUCAGCUGUUGCAGAAAUGAAGCAGCUUUAAAUUACAUUAAUUUCCUAUAAGAUUGUCAUGAAUGAUUCACAAAACAAAGGAAAAGGACCCAAGUGCAGAUUUAAGGAUUUAUUAAAGAAAAAACAAAGAAAACUUUUGCAAAAAUGAACUCUAUUAUAUAUUAUAUUAUAUUAAAAAAAGUGAGAUUUGAAUGUGAAAAUUAAUAUUUGAAUAUUAAAUAAACAGCGGAAAAACUGAGUGGGGAAAAAAAAAAGAAAAAAUAUUGUCUGCUUUAUGAGUGAGCGCACUGUACCGACGGGUCAGGGACAGGUCACAGGAGCUGCACCUGCAGUGAGACUCGACAAAAUCUGUCCGUGGCACAUGCAGAGAGAGAACCUUAGAAGCUCCGUUUGGACAUUCACUGGAAUUUUGGGCAGACAAGGUUGACGAAAAAAUGCUGAGCGAAAUAAAGUUAUAUGCAAGCUGUGUAAGCUAGAUAUUCAAAUAUGUUCGUACCUAUGUGUUUUUUUUUUUAAACGAAUAUUCGAAUGUCAUUUUGGAUCAAUUUUGACUGCUACUUUCCCUACUGGGGAUACACCAUCUGCAGAGACAAACUCACAAACAGGGGAAGACAGAGACUUUAUAUACACACUGGGAAACGAGCAACAGGUGAGGCAGACAAGACACAGGUGAAACUCAUGUGUGAUUAACAAAAAGAGGGAAAACUAUGAAGUAAAACCAGACUACAAACACAAGGAAUCAACAACUACUAAAUAAAACAGGAAACACUGAAAACUGAUCUAAAGAAUAAAACACAGAGAACAGGAGGGAAUAAGAAAAAUCUCAAGACAGGAUCACAGGGAACAAAAACACUCGGGAAAGCACACAGAAAAUUGACUCAAUAAACAAAAGCAGGAAAAAACAAAAUCUACAGAAAAUAUCAUGACAAAGAUGUCAUGUUGCUGGUAUAUUCAGUCGCACUCCAUGUAAAUACUCGAGCUGAGAACCCUGUGAGUGGAAGUCCAUCAUAAGCAAACACACUGUAUAUCUAAUCCUAACAUUACCACAAGGAUCAGGAGGUCUCGGCGUCUAUAGGUUGAUAAACUCAUUCCAUAAAUUACUACACUUGUACUGACACCCCUCAAGUAUCUCAGAGAUGUUUGACUGUAUCAUGCUCCUCGUAAAUGUCCUCAGCUGGUGCAGACAAGUCAGACGGGUACAAAUGUUCUGCAGGCGGAAAUGGAUCUGUCGUUCGGGGAACGCAGCGCGGCUAUGGGGAAACCUUUUUCUUGACCUUUCGUUGUUUGUACGUUCACUCGUUGACUAAAACGCUUAUGUGCUUUAAGUCUCUCUACUUCAAGAUGUGUCAUGAAGACUCUUCUUGAUCAGAGGACCUGCUAAUGAGUGUGAAUGUAAAUGACAACAGUGUCCCCGGCCUGCACUGUCCCUCGGGAUAAGCCGCCACAAUAGGAGCACAACUUAAAGCCCUUACGCAAACAAAGUGUUCUCCAAUGAAGGAGGCAUUUAAAAUUGAUCGCUCUCCGCAAACAGAAUGCGGCCGUCCUCUCUCUGUCCUGCUAUCCUUCCUUCCUCCUCCUCCUCCUUCCUUAACUCCUUCAUUUUAUCAUUCUCGCCUUCUUUCCCCCUCUCUCCUUCCCCGCACCACUUAAAGACAUUUGGCCUGUGCUAAACCUGGAGUGACAAAUACUCCCUUCCUCUCGCCAUCAAAGGGCUAUAUCUGUGUCCUUGUUUUCUCAUGGCCUUUGAGGGUCUGAUCAUCGGAGGAGUGGUAAAGGAGGAGAGUGAGGUUGGAGACGGAGGGGGGUGGCCGAGGGGAAAACGAGGGAGGCGACUCAGAUCGGAGGUGGAGAGCAGAGUGAUUAAAAUUCAUCCCACGGUGCAAACAAAAGCAGGAAUGAAAAAAGGGGGAGAAAGCAGGAGAGAGUGAGAGUCGGGGGGGAGUAAGAAAGAUUUGGGGUGAAAAGAAGAUUGUAAGCCUCAGCAGAUCCCUGAACAGACCCCCCCUCCCUCCUCUCUCUUUCUGUCUAAAUGACUGCCUUUGACUCGCAGCACAAUUAUCCUCUGAGACAACGGAAAACAAGAGAAAGCGCGGAGGGGGGAGUGAAGAGGAGUAGGGGAUAGAUAGAUGAAGAGCAAGAGGUAGAGCAAGAGAGAGGACAUUAAUUAUUGGGCCGGCCUUUCCUCCCUAAGAUUUGCAGAGGCAGGCUGAACAGGGGGUCAACAAUUGACUCAAUUACAAGACAAACUCUCUAAGGGCCCUACACCAGCACUCACCGCGGACCCUGCAGCUCUCGGGCAGCCUGUUGAUUUUUUUUCUGCCCCUCUUUUCUUUGCCGGUAAAAUGUUUGCCCCUCUUCAGGUGCCCCUGGCAGACGCAGGAACUCCAACCCUCGACUAGACUUUAACCUUUUCAGCCGCUGAAUGAUUCCUCCUCUCUGUUCUUUAUGAAGAGGUGCAGGAGAGGGAGACGGGGGGAAAGAGAGAGAGAGAGAGAGGGCUCGAAGCUCUCUCUUUGUCAGGUUUUAUAGCUGGUAAUGAAUAAGAAACGUCUGGUGACCCAAGAGGAGACUUUUCAUCAUACAGGUGGAAUUUUCUUUUUCCUCAAGUCCGCCUGGAGUAUCAUGAAUAAAAGCUCCUCAGCUUUACACUGAAGGAAUUAAAACAUGUUUUCAAACUUCGCGAGAGAUAUUCGCGAGUCACUGUUUGGGUCUGUUUUGGUUUUAUUAUCCCAGCAGUUUGUGUUCUUGCAGUCGCAGUGAAAUAAAAAUAAAUAACCUUUCCAAACGAUCAUUUUUACCUGUUUUAAUCUAAGGAUGGUUGUGGCAAAGUACAAAGUACUUCUGGAGCUUGAAUCAAUUAAGGAGGAGCCACCAUCCUGCACAAUUAGUCAGUGACUUCAGGUCAUAAAUGGUGGUAAAUGUGCUGUAAUAAUCCAUCAUUAUCCUCAUUAUGAUUUUAAGUGUCCUCCAACUUUUUUAAGAAGUACUUUAUAACUUUAAUUGACCCAACACAGACAUAAUUAUGAGACAAAAACUUAUGACAGAGUAAAAUUAAAGGAUUAGGGGUAUUAAUCUUGGGUAUGAUUGUAAAACAUGGGGCGCCACUUGCCUGGCGGUCGAAGCACACACCCCAUAUUUGAAGGUUAUGCCUCAAGCUGACAGCCUGCUGCUCCUUUUCUACAUGUCAAUCCAAGCUCGCUCUCUCCACUUCCUGAUCUAUCUUUUAUACCCUCUCUAUGAAACUUGGAGCCAAAAAUUUGUAAAACAUUAAACUCUGACUACUUUUGCAUCUAUCUGAUGAUUGAUCAUCGAUCCGCCUCCCGAGAGUCCCCCUGACAUGACAAGGAAGAGGGGCGUGUUAUCGUUGCUUUGUUUUUCCAUGUGACUUCAUAAUGAAGACUAUAACCACUGAGGUUCAGAACUUUUUAAAAACAUAUUUUUGGGGCAUUUUUGCCUUUAUAAGAUGGAACAGCUGAAGAGAGACAGGAAACAAGGAAAACGGAGAGUGGUAUAGGACAUGCAGCAAAAGGCUUAGGCCGGGAAAAGAACAAGAAACCACUGUGACAAGGACCAGUGUUUCCCCAAGAAUUUUUCAUGUAGGCGUUUUUAAACUGUACGUACAGAAUGUUAUCACUAUUAAUUAGGGGUGGGAGAAAAAAUUGAUACAGCAUAGUAUUGCAAUAUUUUGUCCGGUGAUAUAUCAAAUCGUCGUAUUGACCAAGUACUAAUUUUUUCAAAUUAAUUGUUAAUAUGAGGUCAAAUCUAUGAUAAUGGAAAAAUAAAAUCAACUGUUUGUCCUGUGAGGUUGGCAGAGGUGACAUCAUAGAGCAGGAGAAAGUUAGUACAACAAAUAUAUAUAAAAGGUUUGCAAGAUUCAGCAUAAAUAAGACAAACAUAAAGAAAAGACAAAUGCUAAAUUAGCCAAACAGUUGAAAUUGCAAAAUAUUGUAUCGCUAUACUCACUGUAUGGCAAAAUGUUUUAAAUCGCAGAAAUAUUGUAUCUUGGCCCAAGUAUUGUAAUAAUAUUGUGGGGCCACUGGUGAUUCCCACCAUUAAUAUUAAUAUGUUCAAUUUUUGAAUGUUUUUCUUUUUAUAUCAAGGUGAUCAGCAGCAGAGUAAGGUUUCCCGUCUCUCCUGAACGUGCAGGUGUGUCUGAGAGUUGCGAUAUUUGUGGGAAAACUUUGUCUCAGUCACUAAAGUUUCUUUUAGCUGUGUUUUUUCUCUGAUUCCAGCCUUAAGCAUUUAUUCUUAUCUUUCUUAAAAUAAACACAUAUUGUCAAAGUCGUGAUCGAAAAUGUUCAGAGUUCCUGACUUUUGGGUAUUUCUAAUUAAUGAUACAAACUGCAAAAACACACAAUUCCCACAAUGCAACCCAACAUUGAUAAUCAGCUAUCAAAGUGAAUUAUGACUAAUGAUGACAGGUAAACUAAACCUAUUAUGUAAAACUGUUGUGAUGACCCCUAUAUUGAGAAAUUCUCAAUUUUCAAGCUCAACAUUAAUAUUUUUGUGACCUUAGACUGCUGCUGUCAUAAUACAUAUUUACAUUAUUCAUACGCUAGACCGGGAUUACUUUUUCAUUAUCAUUAUUAUUCAAAAGUACUAUUAGGUAACACCUGCGUCUUCUGUUUGCAGUGACACUGAACAAAUGAGAACUUAGGGGAGCGUUCACUAUUGUUCCUGGUGACCCUGCAUUGAUAAGGUCGGACAAUACAGUGAGGAAUGAGAUUUCAACAAUAGGUCUCCAGUCCCUCUCUCCUCCGUCAAAAGGACUGCUCAAGCAUAGUGCCGCUCAACCCCGCUCGCUCUCUCUUUCUCUUUCUCACCAGCUUUUCUUCUCGGUGUCUCUUCUUCCAUCAACUCGCUUCUUCUUCACUUGUUUCUCUUUGUCACGCUCACUUUUUCUACCAUCUCUGUCUUUCUCUCUCCCUCUCUAACCCCUCUAAUUCCCCCCAUCCUGCUUUGUAAGAGGAGAAAGGAGAGCAUGAAUACCACACACAGACUGUGAGUCGCCUGCUGCACAGCAACAUUACUGCCGCCAGAUUUUUUCCAUCUCAAGUGAAUCACUCAGCCUCUUUUUUUUCCCUCUCUGUACAGGAAACAGUGGUAAAAGUGUACUCUCAUUGCACUCCUUUUAUCUUUCAUUUCCUUUAUGUGAAGUCCUAAAGCUCCUUUUGUAAAAUCAAGUGAAUGUGUUGAGCUUAUUGUUUAAUACGAGUUGUAUCCCAGGACGUUUUACAAACACUAGGUCCGAGCAUGUGCAUCAACAGCAGUACGACAAAGAAAACAUCAUUAGUGAGUCUGCUCAUGAGUAACACUGUAUAACUGCUUUUAACCUCUGAGAGAUGCACAGGUCAAAUAAUUAUGACUCAGACUGAUCACAAGUAUGGACACUAACUGAAGUCCUGUUUAAGUUGGGUCUGCUUCGACUCAGUUUACUUGGUCAAUGUUCAACACAAAGAGAUGUAACAGUAAGGUUAAGUCGUUCCACCUUUGUGCCGUCAUCAGAGGAAGUAACAGGACGCGAAAUAUUUUUUUUUAGGAUGGUAGGGAAAGGUCCUGCCCUGCUUCGCCUCUGAUUGGCUAGAAGUGCUGGGCUCCGAUUGGUUAUUCCUAAUGGCUGUGAAACGUCAUCGUCUAUCAGGUUAGGGUUAGGAGAUUCAAAAGUGCGAUAAUGUUCUGUAAUGUUCUGUUUGAUGUACGGAGCCAACAGCCCGCGUUUGGCUUGAGCGUGUGAUGACGUUUCCAGAUUUUCUAGCCAAUCAGAGGCAAAGGAGGCGUGACUUUACCCUACCGUCCAACAAAAAAAUAUAUAUAUAUCGCUAACAGGACAGUGUGUGCGUGUCAAACUGUGUGCCUGUGUAUAUCUGUAUUUAAAUAUCAACAAAACCCUCAAAAAAUUACUCCAAACUUCCAGGAAUGGACCGAAUGUGUGCGCAGUUAAAAUUUUCACCUCAACUUCAGCCGUUAAGUUAAGCUUUCCACUUUAAGUCAGGGCAAGUGAGGGUGAGAACAUUUUCAGGGCCUAGAAGAGCAAGUGGGUUGAAUUUAAAAAAAAAACAUCCAGGCCUAAAAAAGAAAAACUUGAGCAGCAAAUGUGAAAGAGUGUCAUAUGUGACCCCCUUUGAUGGUGUGCACUCCUGAUGUUUGUUCAGUGUAACAAUGGGGAAAUAUAAUCUCACACCAGUGAACCAAAAACACUGUUUUUGUUGUUAAAGUGCAAAGGUACUUGGAGAUGGAGCUUUAUUACGAUACCGUAGCAUACUGUUAGUGUACAACAAGUUGUUGUUUUGAUCAGUGGUUGGGUUGAGAUUACCAUUUCUAACCAGAUUACCAUUAGAAAAAUUGUCUUAUUAGAAUGAAAAUCACGCAUAUAAACUUUAAUUAAAAUAAAAUUGUUGAACCAGUUAGAAACAAGAAAAGACAGAAGGUAUAGCUACUCCCUUUUGCUCCAUGUAAACACUUACUCAGACAGCAUUCUGUUAGACGUUGUGUGCGUGCACGUCUCCUGUGUCUGGAGAUAGAGAGAGUGCAACAACACUCUGGAGCAACCAUAGAGUGUAUAAUAAGUGGAUGAAGCAUUGGUACAUCAAUCAUUGUUUCUAAAGUGGAGUUUUGAAGCCUAUUGGCAGCAGCUGCCAUAUUGUUAAUGCUGACUCAGCCUAACAUCAGUCCAACCCAGAGGCUGGCCUUUAGCCUCUGUGCAAAAGUUUUUUCUGCCUGUCAGUCCAGUCAACCAUGCCUCUGAUUCACCGAUUUCGUAUAAUAACUUAAAAAAACAAUGGCAAUACAAAAGCACUCACUUACCUCAUGCUAUUUGGACCUAAACAGUUUUUGAACCAGGCUGUAAAUAUGUUUAUUUUUGCUCUAAAAACUGGCACAAAACUGGUUAGAGAGUGAAACAAGAGUCCCUUCGGACAUUUGGACAGCUAUGAUGUGACUUGGACAGGCUAUGUGCAAGCUGCUAUGUCACACUACUAUGCCUAAAGCAAUGGACUUAGGCCUGAAUAUACGUAUGUUUCCAUAUGAAAUACAACACACCAUGUUUUCUUUUUUGUUGCCAGGGUCGAUGGGACUGUGAGAAAUAAGACCAGCCUUUCUUCCUCCUCACAACUUUUGUUGUUUUUGCAGUAAAUUUCUGACUUAAAUUCCCCUAGAGUAAAAAAAGACAAAGUACAACACAAACACAAAGACAUGUUUGUUUGCUGCUUUGGGUCUGUUUCUCAUUCAUGAUUGCAGAGUUGAUCAUGUGAGGGCCCAAAACAUCACCCAUUGACAAAUCUGUAAUACAUCAUUACAAUUGGGUUAGACAUUGGUUUACAGGCAGGCAUAUUUGUGUCCUACUAAUGAACUCCUUCCUCUCACUAUUUGUCAGGAGAGAGUUGGUCUUGAGAAGGCUCAAAAUAUUGUCAGUAGGACUGCACGAUUAAUCGAUUUUAAAUCAUAAUUGGAUUAUUUAAUUAUAACAUUGUUUAAAAAAUCUAAAUUGUCAAAUCGAUGCACCUCAAGGCCACCGUAGACUCCCCCUUCCAUUUGCAAAAGAAGGCGAUAAUUUCGUGGCUAAAUUGGACAAGAGCAAGUCAGUCAUGUGGAAUUGGUAGGGCUUUGCAGUUUCGGAUGAAGAGCAAACCACUUCCCACUGCAAAAGCGGUAUCAACCUGUCCACACCGAAACAAAUUCAGGAGUAAACGCAAAAGUUUUUUGUCGUAUUGGCAUUUCAUCCAAACGGAAACGGUGUUUUGGGUGACUGUAAACGUUACUUUUUGAGAAUGGGUCAGAGAUUACAUAAAUCCGUAAACGACCGCCAUUUCAUCUCCCUGUGGAUGCCCAUCUGCAUCCCUCUAAAUGAUUAUGUGACACAGCAUAACUCUUUUAUGGCGCCUGCGUGUGUCCGGCCGAAACAAUCUUUAUACACAUGCUCUGUACUCUUCUUCUGUCUUUUGUGCAUUCCCUGUGCAGCGUUACAGUGCUUCUUACUGGCUUGGCAUAUGCACUACAUUGUUUUCAGUGGUUUCGUUUUGAGAGAUGAAAGAUAAACUUAUUAUUAAAGUGAAGUUUAGUGAAUUUGUUACUAAAAAAAAAAUCAAAAUGGAAAUUGAAAAUUGAGUUUGAUUUUUAGCCAAAAUCAUGCAGCCCUAAUUGUCAGGUGAUAAAUCUUUACAUGGAUGUAGUUCAACACCUCAGGUAACAAAUUAUACUUUCAUUCAUCAAAUUGUCCUCUGUUGUGGCAUUUGUCAGUUUUCUCUUUAAAGUUUUGGGCUUCCUCAGAGACGAUGAAAUUACCUCAUAGUUUAGAAAGAAAAAUACAGACACAGGGCGAGUGUGUGAUUGCAGCGUCUCAGCAUGCCUGUUAGUGAGCUAUUCAGAAGCUGCUGACGUAAACGGUGCCCUUCUUAUUGUGUUUGUCACAUCAGGUCUCUGGGUCAUCAGGGGCAUUCACCACCCUCUGAACUCUGUACGAUUGUGUAAACACGCAUGUGUUCCUAUAGCUGUGUGGGCAUGUAGAUCUCUUAGCAGUGUUUGUGUUGCACUUUACGUGUAAAUACUGUUUUGUGUGCAGUUUGCCUCCAAAUGCCUGUUUGUGUAUCGGUGAGAGUGAGUGUUUACGUGUGCAUGCAUGUGCUUCCUGCACAUCACUGAGCGCUGCAUGGAGAUACAGAGUGGAAUUCGGUCCUGAGACGCAGUGAAAGGAGCCCCUUCCUCAUGCAUGAGAUAACAUCAGUGUUUACAUGCACAAAUAGCAGACAACCGCUGUGAUUGCAGAACAUCUCCUUCACUUUUCUGAUGAGAGCCUCAGCCAGUCAAAGAUCUUUAUCAGCCCAAAGCUAGGCAGUAAAGCGGAUAACACUAAAUAUAUACAGCCAAUGUUUAGACUUCUAUUUCUAUUUUAUGCUAGUCAAUACUAAUUAAAGACUGUUUAACUUUAAUGGCAGCCUACUUUAGCAUCCUACUAAUAACCGUGCUCCUGCAAAUACACCACUGGUUCAGGCCUCCCCACAGCCAGAUUCAGCUCUCUGUGCUUUUGUUAGUAUUGUGCACAGACAGAGUGGUGGAGGACUUGAGUAAAAGCAACAAGUGGCUCUUUUAAAAGCAGCUAAAGUGGCAUUUCUGAUGUCACAUUAAGAUCUUGUUAUCGGCUAAUGAGUUGCGCUAACACUUAAAUGAGAAACGAUAUGUGACAAAUCUGGUGAAAACUGUCUGGAUGUGUGAGGUCUGCAGCAGCUGCAAAUUGGAAAAUUCUGCUGAAUGUGUUUUCAACUUAAGACCUGAUUUCACAAUCAAUUUUAAUGAGCAACAGUUGAAAGAGCUUCAUGUUUUUCUGAUCUUAAGUUCGUGCAUCUGUGUGAGGAGAAAAAAAACUCAUAAUGCAGCAGCAAAAUGUCUGUAAUGAUUUAGACUUGAUGAUGUGAAGUGAAGUGUGUGUGUGUGUGUGUGUGUGUGUGUGUGUGUGUGUGUGUUAACCACCCCCCUCAAUUUACUUCCAGCUGAUUAGCUGAUUUGUUGCCUUUUAGUUAUGUUAAUGCCACUUAAUUACAGCUCUGGCGGCUGGUAACUGAAGACACACACACACACACACACACACACACACACACACACACACACACACACACACACACACACACACACACACACACACACACACUCUAUCUACCCUUCUCCCUCUGUCUCACUCACACACACAAACAACCAGGCUUGGGUUGAUAGUUGGGGUGUUCCAACAAGGUUACCCUACAUUUUGAUUCGAUUUCGAUUCUUCGAUUGUAAAGAUUGUCGAUUUGAUUUAUUAUUUGGUGUCACGAUUCUUUGAUUAUUGCUAUUUUUAAUACUUUUUUCAACACAAGACUGAUUUUGUCUUCACCUGUGGCUACAUUUGUAAAUAAAUAGCCUACCCAUUAACUCAGUUCUUCUUAAACCCUGCUUAAAAAGUAGAUGACAAGGUUUUUUGAACAUUAUUUUUCCAAAACACAAAAUAUUUUAUUUUAUGGCUGUAUGACUCUUAAGCAAACAUUUGCACUUUGACCUAUUUAACUUAAACUGGGAAGUUUAGAGACAGUCUCCAGGAUGGUUUUCUGUGUGGCGAGCACGACCGGGGGGGCCUCCUCUGUUUCAGGAUGAAAGCGGACAAGGUGCUGCCUCAUGUUUGUGGUGUUGCUGACGUUGAAAAUCACGUAGGUCUUGUCAGUCGUCUCGUUUGCUCUCUCAUAAAACCCAAAGUACUUCCACACGAUUGCAGUCAAACCCGGUGGGGAGAGAAUCGGCCGCUCUUUGGAGGCUGCUGAAGCUGUUGCCAUUUUGCAAAGAAACUAAAAUGCUCUGUUUCAAUAAAUAGUCAGGGAGGCGCACGGUUCUGGUUACGUUUUUUUUUUUUUAUCCGGCCUUGCGGCAGAGCAACAACGUUGUUAUUUAUUUAUUUAUUUGAAGCAUCGACGUUAAAGGGAUAUUCUGGCAUAAAAUUAAUUUAGGUUCACUGAGUUAGACACCCCCUUGAGAGAUGAAUGUUGCCAACCGCUUGCUUCUCUAGUUUUACCAACUUUAGUAAUGACCGCACAACAGCAAUACACAGCGGUCUGAGGAGCCAUAAACAAACCUCAACCAAAAAGCCACUCUAUAACCACAAAUAAUGCUCAGAACAGCACCUAACUUCAUCAACAGGACAUAUAGGGUCCCAGCCAUAGCACUAACCACCAAACAUCUUUUUAGCUUUGCCUAAUUUCUUUAGCAAAGAGACUAAACACAACUCACCUACUCUCUUCCAGCAGCCGAUUGUUUGUUGCGAGACUUCAGGCCAGUCCAUUCUGGACUGCUGCGGGGUGACGCAGCUCAAGGAAGAACAUUUAUGAUCAUUUCUUUAUCAUUUCCGUGAAGUAAUAAUCACCAUAUUAAUUAUUUUGCUCUGCAGACACGGUAGUUCUUGUGCCUUAGCGUCUCAGUCUAGUCGCAUUUCCAUGAAGAAAUGGUCAUAAAUGUUCUUCCUUGAGCUGCGUCACCCCGCAGCAGUCCGUAAUGGAUCCUCAGUUAUCAUGUGCAUCAGACAUAAGCAAAGCAUCAGUCAGUCCUGGGAUCUAAAAGAAGUAACUUUGAAUGUAUGUGAGUGUCCAUAUGAGUGUGUGUGUGUGUGUGUUGUCUGGGUUUAUUUAGUUUGUACACUCCUCUGGACAGCCAUGACUCGUCUCUUCCUGACAGCAUGUGAGCCUGCCGCCCUUUGAGAACGCAGCCAAGCCUUUCAUUUGUUCAGGGAAAGUGUGUGUAUGCAACUCUGCAAGUGUUUGUGUGGGUGAUUUUACCCUGUGUGUGUGUGUGUGUGUGUGUCUCCCUGAGUCACAUGCUAAGCCCCAAACAUCAGCUCAGGGAUCCCAGCCAAUUAAAAGCCAUCAGCUUUGCCCCUACCAACAUCUGGGUAUUAAACUAAACGCCUGUGAUAUAUUAGUUAUGAAGUCAGCAGCUCAGAGGAGGACCACACAGGAGACGAGCACAUCUGAGUCUACGUCUCUGAUUGUACGAUCCAAAUAGAUGCUCUGUAAUUUGUCCACUGUGUUGAUGAGGUUUGUUCAAGUAAAUGGCAGGCAGUAUGAAAAUAUUCAUUUUCAGCCCUGCUGUUCUGCAUCAAUCAGAUCUCAGCAGUCAUCGGCUCUCAUGAGAUUUACAAUCUGCUGCAGAUUCCCACUGGACUGAGACAAAUCAGAGCACAUUCUCUGCACAUGUUGUUUUGCAAGUUUUUGCAAAUUCUUCCUCCAAAAAGACACAAAAGACAGGCAUAAAAUGAGCGCAAGGGAAAGAGAGAGGUUACAACGAGGGUGCAAGGCUGGGGAAAGGACAAGCGUGAAAGUGAUGAUAUAACACUAUAUACUACACUACCUCUACAUCACCCUUACUUCAUUGACCCUUAGCAAGGAUUACACACAAGUGCAACACAUGCUGAGCAGGGGUGGGAAUCACCAGUGGCCCCACGAUACUGUAUUAUCACGAUACUUGAGCCUCGAUACGAUAUUAUCCCGAUACUUGAGCCAGGAUACGGUAUUAUCGUGAUACUUGAGCCACGAUACGAUAUUAUCACAGUAGUUGAGCCACGAUACGGUAUUAUCGCGAUACUUGGGCCAUGAUACGAUAUUAUCACGAUACUUGGGCCAUGAUACGAUAUUAUCACGAUACUUGGGCCAUGAUACAAUAUUAUCAUGGUACUUGGGCCAUGAUACAAUAUUAUUACGAUACUUGGGCCACAACACAAUAUUAUUGCGAUUUUUAACAUUUUACAAUACAGUGAGUAUUACAAUACUUUAUAUUGCGAUUUAUACAAAUUUUUUUCAACUGUUUUGCUAAUUUAGCAUUUGUCUUUCCUUUAUGUUUGUCUUAUUUAUGCUGUAUUUUAUUUUCAUGUAGUACAUCUUUCAAACCUUAUAUAUGUUUGUUGUACUAACUUUCUCCUGCUCUAUGAUUUCACCUCUGCCAACCUCACUGGACAAACAGUUGAUUUUAUUUUUUCACUAUCGUAGAUAUGACUUCAUAUUAGCAAUUAAUUUGAAAAAAUCAAUACUUGGUAGAUGAGACGAUAUGAUAUAUUACCAGACAAAACCAUGCUGUAUCAAUUUUUUCUCCCACCCCUAAUGCUGAGGUACAUGUUCAGUUGUGUGACAGUGAACAGAUAAAGACAAGUCUACACAUGGAUUUUUAGCUGCAAGUUUACAAAGAGAAAUCAGACCAGAGUCAGAGAGAAAUAAUGAAAUAAUCAUGAUGUACCACUAUUUGGAGACCCUGUUAAUAACAACAUUUACAUUUUACUUUAUAAAUGCAUUUUCAUUUUGAGAUUUGUUUUUAAGGAACUGAGAUGAUCAGUUCAACUCUUUGGCAGUCCAGGUGAUAACUUUCCAAAAGUUAUGUCAGCAAACAGCCAGUACUUGGUUUUAAAGAUCAAUGUAAUCCAAAAAGGAAGGACAAUACUCAAACAUCACAACACUCACUGGUAUAUCCAACAUGGCUGGCCGGCUGAUUGUUUACGUGUCGGAGAACAGAGUGCUUUUUGAUAAAAAACAUACAAAUAUUACAAAGAUAACGACCUGAAGGACAACUUGUGGAGAGUCAUAGCGUUAGUUUUCUCAUAUGACGAUGGUUUGUGUGCUUUAACAGUUUUCGAAAAUUCAACCAUGAUAAGAAAAAAUAAAUGCCGCAAUAUUGCAGGACGGGAAAACGUCGCUGAUGUGAAGUCUUGUAUUAACAGGAUACAGGUUCGAAAAAAAUUAUUGACGUCUGAAAUAAUUGCAGGACAAAAACACUCCCGGUGUGAAAGGACCUUCAGAGUUGAAUCUAGGCCUCAUGCAUCGAGGACCUUAGUCUCAAUUUGUGACAUGAAGAUUCUGGGUGCCGUUAAUUUGUUCUAUGUCUGCAGUAAAUUUUAAACACAAAGAAGUUUUCCUGAGAGAACUGCAUCAUCUCAUGAAGUACUAUUUAUCUGUGUACUCUAUCCAGGAUAUUCAUUAUUUUCACUUCUUUGUUGGUCUCUUGACAAAAUCAUACAUUUACCCUCUAGUCACAACAUUUACAGUCUCUCUUCUUCUGUGGUUUCUGUGGAGGAGUCAUACAACAGUAUGACCUCUUCUCCUCUAUCCUCGCGUAUUUUGUGCUCUGAUCUCAAAGACCUCCCAGACUCUUAAACAAAAGCUUACAAAUGAAAAAUUAACAGCCAACAAAUUCCCGAUGACUGUCUCCUGAUUUAUUCCGCCUCAGUUGAUUUUAUGGUUGUGUUCUCUGUGUCGUAUUUCUCCUUGUUUCCUUUUCUGCGAGAGCCUCUCAGAGCUGUGGUCACUGUGAUCGUCUGGUGGCCUGCAGGCCUCAUCUGUCGUCGUUCGGAGGGACUGCGCGGCGGUUUCACCCACACACCGAAUACAAACACACACAUAAACACAUAAAAACACACAGCUUCACGUAGCGCUUGCUCUGUCUAUGUCUCUUUUUCUGCCUUUCUUUGUGUGUCUUGCUCAGAGCCAAACACAUGGGUUUAGAGUCCGCCCACACACACACACACACACACACACACACUCUCUCUCUCUCUCCUUCUCCGUCUCUCCCUCUCCUCCUUGUCUUUUUCUUCACAAGUUUUCCACCUCUCCUCCCUCACUUCCAGCUGUGUUAUACAGCUCAGGAAUAUAAGUAGCAGCAGGCCAGCUAUAAAUAACGCUUGCCCACCCAAGACUGUUAGGAUUAUUAUUUUUCUUAUAAUCACUGUGGUCUUUCUACAAACCCCACAGAUAAUUUUCUGGUUUUUGUUCCUCGGUGUAGCAGCCAUCUCCAGUGAAUUUCUGCGGAGGAUAUUUUCCAUUUGUCGCUGAUUGACUGGAGAGGAUUUACAAGGCCUCGAUUUUAUACUUUUACUGCCAUACUAACAGUGUAGGCAAGUGGUGAAGAGUGGAGUAGACAAGAACAAGGAAGGGGAAAAUGACGUAGUGAAGCAGAGAGGAUGGGAGGAAAAGAGCAACAAGGGUGACGUUAAGGAGCGCUGGUGAAGGUGAAGAGGAGUUCUGAGCUUAAUUUACGAUGACAAAACUUUUUUUCUCUUUAAAAAACGGGGGUUGGGCUUUUAGUUGUUUAUAGAUGGAGCAUUUCUGCUUCAGUCUACAGCUGGAAGCCAGCUGUGUGAAUCAACCUCUCUUCAUCUGCUUUAUCCAUCCAUCCUUCUCUCCUUCUUUUUUUCACUCCCCCUGUUUCCUCCACUCCUCUGCCUCAGAAGGAGUUCAAAGGAAUAGUUGUGGUUUGGGGCAUUACCUGCCUGAUACACAGACAUGUAAGAAGUAGAAGUAGAAGAAGAAGAAGACAAGAGUUUGGUGUAACUAGGUAGACAGACAGGAGGAGAAGGUGUGUAGCGGGGAGUAAAAGAGGUAGAGAGAGAAGAGAGGAGAGUGGGGAACAGGAAACCACAGGUAUGUGUGGGAAGGGCGGGUGGGUGGCCUGGGGAGAGGGCAGAGAAAAAGUGGGAUUGUGGAGGAGUAAAAGAACAGCCAGGUAUGGGACAGGGGAGGCUUUGGAGGAAGGAAAACCCUCCCAGAGUUGUUGGUUGAAAUCCCUGCCUUAGAGAGUCUGCUCAGUGACCAGUGUGCAAAAUCUUACUUGUGCAGGCAGAUGAAAACAAGGAGAGGUGAACCACUCCUAAUCCUAAAACAAACACUAUCAAGAAGCUCACUGAUCAAGCCAAUAGUUACACAAGUGGAAAAACAGUAAUCAUGACUGUGCACUACAGGCGGUGUGUUGCUGUACAAGCAGCUUGAGUAAAUUACGGUUCCUUUAACAUCAAGAUCAGUUCUUUGGCUGCAUUUCCACUUCAUUCCUGCACAUGUUUCAUUCAGAAGAAUAAGAAUACGGCUUUACACUUGGCUAAACUAUAAAAAAGGUCAAUCAAGGCGCAUUAGGUGCUAUUCGGUGUUUUAUUUGCUCUUCUCUUCUCUACUGUGCUCGGUUUAGCUCAGCUCCCACUUCUCCUGUUUGUAGUCAUUUUAAGCCACGGUGCUCGAGCGCUCUAGUGCCCCGAUGUCUGUCAUCAGUCACUCCGACUGUGUAGCAACAAGGGAUCAACGUUUCAUUCUGCCAUUUUGACAAGGUGAGAACCCCAGCAGUGAGACUUCAGCACCACCGCAGCACUACAGUUUACAGUACAGGGAUACAUGAAGUGUGAAUCUGGGCUGUAGUGAUGACUGUAUUACGCUGAUCUGUAUGAGCAGCAAAUAUUCGUUUGAGGAUUCCUAGCAUAGUCGACUACAUAGCUGUAACAUUUCAAUGCAGUCUUGAGAACAAGAUCAUAAAAAGUAUAUUUGUCAUAUGAGGAAGAUUUACUGCAACGUUAGCAGAGUAGAGGGUUGUAACAUUUUCAAAUUGCCAAAUUCAAUGGAAUUAUCAACCUCCUCUUAAUGAUCUGUAUUGGUCAUAUACUUUACUGAAGCUAGUAAAAUUAGUAAAAAAACAAAUUUUCAGUAAGUGACACAAGGGUGCUGUGAGCGUAACUGGUUAACUGUUAACUCCUGUAUAAUAUCCAGUGUUGCCACAGUUACUUUUUUAAAAGUAAUUUGAUUAGUGAUUACGGAUCAAAAAGUAACUUAGUUACUUUAUUAAUUACUUGAACGUAAAUAAGUUAGAUAAGUUACUUUUUAAGUUACAUUCAGCAGCCUCAACAUAUAAAUGGUAACCAUUUUAACCACCUUAAUAUUGUUUUCUUUAGACACAAAGUCAAAAUAGUGUCUGUAUUUCCAUCUUGAGAAUGCAUAUCUCUCUCCUCCCUCCAUUGUUUUUUAAUGUCUGUUUUGCUGCAGCUGCUUUAUGUGUGUGCACAUGUAUUACACCAGACUAUAUACACACACGGAUGGACUACUUCAAAAUAAAACAGGAAACACUAACAACUGAUAUAAAGAAUAAAACACUGAUAACAGGAGGGAAACGGGGUCAGACACAAACUAAAAACUCACAAGACUGGACUACAGAGGAACAGGAACAAUAGGGACAAAACACAAAAUGUACUCAAAUAAAACCAGGAGAAGGAAACUAAUAAACAGAACAUAUAAUGACAGCACCUAACUUCAUCAACAGUACAUAUAGGGUCCCAGCCAUAGCACUAGCCACCAAACAUCUUGUUAACUUUGCCUGAUUUCUUUAGCAAAGAGACUAAACACAACUCACCUACUCUCUUCCAGCAGCCGCUUGUUUGUAGCGAGACCUCGGGCCAGUCCAUUACAGACUGCUGUGGGGUUGACGCAGCUCAAGGAAGAACAUUCUGAGCAUUAUUUGUGGCUACAGAGUGGCGUUACUGAAGUUGGUAUAACAAGAGAAUCAAGCACUCGGCAACAUUCAUCUCUCGAGGGGAUGUCGAACUAGGUGUUACAGUGUGUUUGACCCUAAAUUAAUUUAACGCCGGAAUAUCCCUUUAAAAAUUGAAUUCGGACUAUUCGACUUGUCCAAAUGUAAGAAAACAUUCACAUAACAGUCAAGAUUUAUUUAUCGUGGCAAAUCACAGAGUCUGCAGUUUAAAAAAACGUCAAAUAUUAGCAACACUAAAACCACCAGACUUUAGUCCUCAUCAGUACAGACAUGUACGUCCACAUGCCUGUACUAAAUUUGCUGAAGUUUUAAGGUUUCCAUCUUGUCUGGUUUGAUUUUGUUUUUGUCUGUAAUAAACAGAAAAUGGAAAGUAAAAAAAUUAAAGUUGAAUGGCAGUUGACAAGAUAAAUUAAAUAUAGAGACAAAAAUGGGGAUGUGUAAAUAAAAAUGAGGUUUUCAUGAAGCUCCACUUGAGAUGACACAACUUUGUAUUAUUCUAGGACUGAUUCAAAGCAUUAUCAGCACAGCUCGUAAUGAAAUUAAACUACUUUAUUUCCCAGUCAUGACUAAUACCUGCUCCACAAUUAUGCCAGCUUUGGUUCACCACCUUUGAAAUGUCACUUGAGGCUUAAGAAGAAUUAAAGCCUGUUAAAUAAAACUCAAAGUAACUGUUCGAGUAGAUAUGACAUUAAUCUUCCCUGCAGCAGGUCAGUGAGAAGGGCUUAUUGUACAUUACAGUGAUGUCUCCAGCCCCGUGGCCUUUCGUUGGUCACACCAUCAGCCCCCAUCACAUUACAGCAGCUGUGAGGAAUUCUCAGAGUCUGGGUAAAAGGGGUAAAAAACACUGGGGACGGUGGGUGGGGGCAGAAAACAUGGAGGGAGUCGAGUCUGUGUCGGGUGGAGGGGUUACAAAAACAAAGCCAGAAUUUAAAAACAAAGUUUACCACUGAAGGAAAACAACAGGGCUAGAAAAAAGUUGCUGGGUUAGGAGGGAGAGAAAGAAAAAAGGAAAAAAAAGAAAAAACAAAAUGAAGCAGAAUCUGGGCUGUGGUUGGCUGAGGGCCCGGGGCCCCGCCUUCGUUCCCCCCGCCUCCCUGGCUCGCUCAGUCUCCAGCCCUAACACAACAGAAUCCCCCACAAGCCCAGCCACAUCAGGAACGGCUGGCUACAUUAUAGCUGCCAUUAUCGUCUCUCAAGUCAUAACAGCCAGAGAACACCCACCUCGACUGCAGCUCCGCCAGGAGGGGGAGGGGCGAGGGAGAGGUCGCAAGAGCAGGAAUGAGCAGGGAGAGAGGGAAUGAGGGAGAGGGUGGAGGCAGCGGGGGAGAAGAGGGAGAGAGGAGAAGAUAUCCUCUGAGAAAAUUUAGAGCUAAGGAAAAGGCAUAAUGAAAGAAGGGAAGACAAGAAUGAGGGAGAUGGUGGGGAGAGAGAGAGGGGGUGUUUACACUCGAGCACAUGCACUCCUAACGUUGUGUGUUCGGCUUUAUUUAGGCUGUUUUAUGUUGUCUUUGUAAUAGAUUACCCAGCAAAAGAGAGCAAACACACACAUUCCCAUAAGAGAGUCGAGGAGAAAUGAGGUUAAGAGCAGAGGGGCUGUCACUAAAUGCCUCUUUCUGGCUGGGGAGGGGGUUAUGUGUGAGCCCCAGUUUAGUGUUACACCCAUGAGGUGGAGGAGCGGAGCAGGGGCCGAAUCAGACCUUUUGUCUGACACGGCCAGUGACCUGUAGAAAUGUCUGUCCUCACGGGACACUCGCUCAGAGAGAGGAGGAGUGAUGCUUUAUGGGAAUGUCACAAAUGGCCGAACAGUAAAAAGCGAAACAAUGUUCCUCUUUGUAAACCACAAACACAAACUAUCACCUGAGAACUUAAGUUUGAGGGAUUAGUCCGAACCAAAGGCCGCCGGAAAACAGCACCUGAACACAGUCACAGCUCCUGCAGCAAGUUGGCUACCACAGUGUCCUCUUAUAUAAACUACUCUGAUUAAGGUGAAGACAAGGGACAAUCAAGUUAUUUUAAACGAGCUGGUUAUCCUGAAGACCAUCUCUUGGAGCCACAAUUAAAAAUUCUUCAAUGGUGAGAGUACUAAGAAUUUUACAAACAUAUCUAUAACACACAACUCAAGUAUUGAGGUGCUGGUUUAGCUUAGUCGUUAAAUGUAGUGCCUCAUGUGAAGAGGUUAAAAUGUUUGAUGCACGCAGCCUGGGUUUGGAUCUGACCUUUGACCCUGUGCUCCAUAGUUCAGAUACUAAAUUUUUAAAAACAUAAUGACAUUAAGAACAACAAAGGUGUUAUUAGAAAAUUAUUCCACAUAAUGACAGGCAGCAUCUUUAACAUAAGCAACAGAUUUCAUGGUUGAUAUGAAUUUUGCACCAAAAGUCUCAGUCUGCAGAGUUAUUUGUAUCAGAGCAAUCAAUUAAAUCCCGUCAAAGAAUUUUGAUUCCAUCAUAUAAUGGAUCAAACUACUGUGUAAAAAGCAUCAGGCAGCUACUAUGAUGUACUUUACCAAGUACCCAGAGCAGGGCUUAAUGAUUAAUUAAUUUCAAAUCGUCGUCGGGUUAUUUUUUAUUUUGACGAUGUUAAAAAAAUUAAAUCCUUAAAUCAAUUUUCCUCUCAGUCAUGUUCCGCGCCUCCAGGCCACCGUAGGCUCCCCAGUUCCCACACCCACCAGUGUAAACAAACAUGGUGUUUGCAAAAGAAGGCGAUAAUUUCAUGGCUAAAUAAGACAAGAGCAAGUCAGUCGUGUUGAAUUGGUACGGCUUCGCAGUUUUGGACAAAGAGCAAACCACUCCCCUCUGCAAAGUCUGUCUGAAGGCGCUAUCAACCCGUCCACACGUUAACGAAUUCAGGAGUAAACAUAAUUUUUUUUUGUCGUACUGGUGUUUCAUCAACACAAAAUUGGCUUUUCUGAGAAUGAAUACAUUUGUAAACAACUUCUAUGGCGCCUGUGCACUUUUAUACGCUCUGUACUCUUCUUCUGUCUUUUGUACAUUUCCUGUGCAGCGUUACAGCGCCCCUUAUUGGCUUGGCAUAUGCACUACAUCAUUUUCAGUGGUUUCAUUUUGAGAGAUGAUAGAAAAUGUACUAAAGUUAGGUUUGAUGAAGUUGUCACCAAAUAAAAAAUCGAAAUCAAAAAUCGAGUCUUCAGAGAAAGGAAAAAAAACAGGAUUUUAUUUUUGGCCAAAAUCGUGCAGCCCUACCCUAAAGAGAAUCUUAAAUACAGUGUAUAAGUAACCGUGCUAAGGUUUAUUCCAACACUGCUUUUUUUAACUCAAUUUUUUUGCCAAACCAACUUGUUAAAAAAUUUAAUGCUGACUUUAAAUGUGCUAACACCAGGCACUGGAAGGUGCAGAAAAACCGCUAACUGUGUGAAGUAAUGGAGCGUUUUAUUGCGCCAUUCCAAAUUUUAAUUUACGAGAGGAGGAAAUAUUUAAGAUCUGCUGAUGUAAUUAACAUCAGUUUAAGCUGAAUGCUGCGUCUUUCCAGAGCAGCGGUCAGGUUCCUGUCUUUGCACGAGUAAUGAGCCAUUAGAGAUACAAAACCAUGUUUUAUUUAUUGGCGUAAGCUGAUUUAGUUUGGUUAGUAAGCAGGCGAGGAAGAAACUAGAAGGAUAAGAUCUCUCUGGGAUUGAUUUAAAUGAUCCUGUAAUUGAGUUAAUUGUCAAGCAGGGGCUUUGAAAAGAUAUUCGAAGUAUGUCUUGCUGGAGAAACAGAGCAGCACUCCUCUGCUAUGCUUGGCUGGUGAUAUUGUAAAGGUCACUUUGGGGAUGCCUGGUUUCUAGGUGUGGCUUGUAUGGGUCGGUGAUGCUGCAGGGCUGUGAACAUGGACUGUUUAAAAGGAGAGGUUUUUUGGGUUUUGAAAGCGGCUGCACAUCCUGUCCUCAUCCUCAGCUCCUUGGUUGCUGCCCAGCUCCCUGUGCCGCAGAGGAGCAGACUUGUUUAGUUAGCCAUUUGAUUUAUGGCCUUGGGGGUUUUAAUAUGCCUCUGCCCCAUCCCUCUAAAACCCAGCACCACAAAAUUACACCAGAGAGCAAACUCCCUGAGAGUUUCUCACAAAAUAUUGACUGAAAAUAGUACAAUGCCACGACACCUGUGUCAGCACCGGGCCCAUACAAAAUCAUACAUCUGAGUGCGGUUACAUUUACAAUUAGAAUACAGAAAUAGACAAGUCAUAUACAUUUAAUGUUUGUGUGUGUGUAUCUGUAUUUAUCUACGAUUAUCUUUAUCUAUAUCCAUAUUCUAGAUCACUCCUGCCGUUUGUUUCCUUCCUUAAGUCAUCAGGAAAACAAAGACUAUAAGUAUGUGUUUUAAAUUGUUCAUGGGUAAGAACUUUUAGACAACAGUAUCGAGAAUUAAUGAAGUAUUAAGGACCUAAAAGCAGAGGAAGUGAUGUGUCAGAGCAACACAAUCAUAGAGGUAGUAAAGAGGCAGAGGUAGUAGAGUCUAAACAAACAUGCAAAGGUGCAACGGAUAAAAGCAUUGGUCAAUGAUAGAGGACAGAAGGCAGAGAGAAACAUUUCGAGGUUCUUUAAGUCCAAUUUGUGUAAAUGGGAAAAUGAGCAAUAAUAAAGGCGCUUAUGCAAUAAUAACAGUCAGAGAGGGCGAUUAAUGGCGGACAUUUGUGGGACUGGUUCAGACCGUUUAGAAUCACUUUUGCCAGAUUUAAUUCAGCCGCACUGUUUAAAACUGCAUUUUCUACCACUUCCUUGGCUACAGAAGGACGACCAUUGGGAUUAGACAGAAGUGAUAAAUGAUUAUGCCUUGUGUUUCUCCUCUACUUCUACUUUCGGCGAUGAAACAAAUAAAAUAAAUCUAUUGGAAAAAUAAGGAUAAAGAAGUCUUCUGAGUAUAUUUAUGAAGGUGGAGUCUAUAAGACCACAGUGCCAGGACUAAGUCAACAUUUAAUCUGUUGACUUAUUCUACAUUUGCACAUACUUUACAGUAAUCCUUCGCCUUAGCCAUGUUCCACAUAAAUUAAUUACAAAACACACUUUUGAGUGUGUGCACAUGGAGUCUCCACACUCACCGCUGGCUUGUUCCCUGGAGAAAACAACAUUUUCAGAAAAUUCCAGCUCACGUAUGCUCAGGUGGUCUCAUAAAUUAUUCAAUCUUACUCUGAGAUCUGCAGCCGUUUAUGAUGCCAAACACUCUCUCUCUCUCUCUCAAAUGCUGAUUCACACACACUCAAACACACGCUCACACACACGCUGCACCGCAAAUACACUUGUUUCCAAAACUCUCCUCUCAUACACACCUGCCACCAGGCUUACACAGUACAAACUGUGUUGGUAUAUUCAGUCACACUCACUCUUUCACACACACACACACACACACACACACACACACACACACACACACUCUCUGUAGUCAUGGUGGCCAUCGGAUUAUUAAACUCCCCCCUGGUGAGACUGACAGGUGUGUCAGUGUGUGUAUGUAAGUGUGUAUGUGUGUGUCAGGCAGUCUGGCGACCCCCUUCUUGGUAUUUAUUAGUUUUGGACAGCUGAGGCGCUCAGCGAGAUCUCUAUUUAGCACUUCCGGCUAAUUAUCAUACACACAUCUGAAGCCAGCGCUGAAUAUGUGCAAUUAGCCCCCGGACCGCCCACAUCAUUUAGCUUCCUCGCUAACUUUGCGUAUCAAAUCCCCCUGGUGGCUUGUGGGCUUAAAUAGGUCCCUGCUGCCCUUUUAACACUUGUGCUACUACAUAACAGGCCUGGCAACCUGUCACACUCUAACCACAGGGCUUUCAUCUGCAGGGGACACGAGGGCUACCAGUCUGGGUUCCAGCACAUAAAAGGCAGCGAUGGGAUGUUUUCAUUUCAUAUAGCUGGUUAAAAUUUCAGUGCAAAGCUACACAGUGGGGAUAAAGCGGGUUUUUAAACUUUAAAAUCAGUGUUUGUAUUUUUCAACAAAGAAAAGCAAAUGUCUAUUUUGGCACACUUGGUUUGUUGUGAUAGAUCAGACGAUGAUAACGUAGUUUGAUUGUGAUUUCACUCACUCUGAAAACAGAAAAAAACACACUUGGAUUUUACGUUUAUUUGUGUGCAUUUUGCCAAGUACGAAAGGCGCCAAAUAAAUCUAUUAGCAUCAAAAUUUUCAGGUUUGAUGAAAACUUCACAUUAAAAAUAAGUCGGCAUGUUUGUUAACUAUCUUAACUUGGCUCCUCUCUCUUUGUGGUUACUAUACCAUCAGCUGGUACAGUAAUUUUUUGGUCCUAAUUGCCCGUAUAAACAUGUAAGUCUUGACUAUUAGUACCUGCACUGAUGUGGUUGGAUGUAAUGAGAAGGUGCUCCUUCCCGAGAUCUCUCCGCUAAAAUUACCUUCCUCAUGUGUUCUCACUGAAAGACACCUUCCCCAAAUGAGUUUCAGACAAAAGCCCGCUUUGUUCUAACUUUCAUAUUCCUCUGUUUAUGUUGCGACCAAUUUGUUGUCUCUGAAGCUUUACGGCUUAACCCAGUUUGUCUUCUUCUGUAUGUCUUUUCUGUGUUGAUGGCCACUUUUUCGGGAAGGGGAGGUGCAGCAGGUUUUCAGUGUCUGUCAUCGGUGUUUGAGGUGCUAGGCUCUGUUUAGAGAAGAGAGAUUAGAGCCGAGCGCGCUGUUUGUGUCACAGGGUGUGUGUCUGAUCUUCAGUGUGUGUCACUUAGACCAUAUCAGAACUGCUCCAUAACACGUUUCUUUUAAAGUCUAUAAAACUUAAACCAGUCCUGAUUUAAAGUCUUGGAUUAUUCUGGCCGUCAUGACAACACCUGUAACAAACAUAUGAACUUAUGAGAUUUAUUUAUCUUAAUGAAACUUUUGAUGAUAUGUUUUCAAAUGUUUGACUGCAAAAGGUUUUAUUUUUGACUUUGACUAAUCAAUGUUUCUGAUAAAAAUAAAGACUUGAUCACAAAACUGCAUUGAUAAGUUAAUUAUCUAUAUUUAAUACCACCUGCCUUAAACUUCAUAGUUUUUUUGUUGUUUUAUUUCUUCACUUAAUGUCUUUCCAGUGGAGGAAACUUCAUAAUUUAUUUAAUAACUUAAAAACAAAUCUAGUUUUACAUUACAUAAUCCUCACAAUGUGUUUAAUUUUCCUCUUUUUUUGGUCUCUACCUUUAUAUAAGUAGUGGUUUUGUACAAACAUUGUUUAAAAUGAGCAUGACUCAGGCUUACUUUUCCCCUAAACUGUUUAGCUUGGUUAGGUUUGGUCUGUUAUUAACAUCCUACAUAUUCUUUUUUCCCACUCAACCACAAUUGUUUUUGUCUAUUUGCCUUUUCUCUCUGGUUUACUUCAGUUUCAUUUGGUUGGGUUUGUAUAGUUGUCCUCUCUUCACCCUAACCGUGUCCCCGUCCUCUGUUUUUUGUGUCAGGUCCAGGGUGUAAGGGGAGCAGCAGGCCUCAAGAGCGCCAAUGCCAGUGGACAUGCAGCCACACCAGGGGCUGUAUCACUAUGAGACCUCCCCGAGUCAGCCCUCCAGAGGGUAAGAGAGCAGCAAACACUUUAUUCCUUUUAAGUUUUGGUAAAAUCUGUAACAUAAUGUAUAAUUUAACAUUUCGGAAAUGAUUAUUUCCUGUAUUUUGAAGAGCAAGAUGAGAGGACUGAUUGCACAGCAGGAGGGGAACAUAAAUCCUACCCUGUUCAGACAUCAGAAAUAUUUCAACCAAAGCCUCUCAGCUGUGUUUGCUUCUACUUGUAUACACAUAAAUAUUUGGAAAUCAAUUAUUUAAAUUUACUGCAGUUACUGUGAUACCAAAUAAAGGCAAAGCUGGAUUUUUGAGGCCAAAGUUGAUAUCUGUUAAAAGAUUAAAGGCUUUUCACAAAAGUAAACACACGAUUAGAGACGGAGAAUUGUGGCCAAAAUGUUAAACGUAAUACAUCCUACUGCUACAUAUCAACAUUUCAAGAACAAGCUUUUAGAUAUCAAAUGUUUUGAGUCUAAAUUAACAGAAAUAUCAGUGCCAUGAUUUUGCCACCAUACAGCAAACGACAAAAGGUUUAUAUCAGUGAUUGAAGCAGGUCAACUUGGAGUGUUUUUCUCACCACCACUGUGACAUAAGUCGACAGAUAACCCUGCAUAGAGCUCAUGUGAUAAAACACGGCAAUGAAGACAAGGCUUUAGGAAGCUGAGCACAGCUGCUUGACUUAAACAGUAUUUAUUGACGGGGAUUAUGCUGUGAAUGACUUUAUGAAUCUAAAGGUUUUAGUUUGCAUGUUUAUUAUCUUCUUUGUGGUGUUUAUUGUACAUUUCAGUAGGCAUUUUGUUUUACUUCGGCUAAGCUUGCUGCUUUCCCAUCAUUUAGUUUUUAUGCAAAGACUGAUAUUAACUUUUCCCCGCUUACUCUCCCAAAGAAAGCAAAAGCGGGUAUUUCCCAGAUCCUUGAGUCUUUGAAUUGCACACCCAUUUAAUUUUGCUGCAUUACAACCAACAGCUACCCUUCUCUGUGUUUCUAGUGACUACUUUCAAUCAAUUCACUGUAGCCUGUAAAAAAGAUAAAGUAGGGAUGAUACUCAUUUUACAGCCUCAAGAAGUUUGACUGUUUUAAAUCAGAAAUAUUCAGAGGUUACAGAAGACCAGGUCUCGCUGCAAUUGUUACGGACACAGCGCUAGCUCAGCCCCUCACUCCUCCCCCUCUCCCUCCUCCCUUUCUCAUGCCACCCAGGUUGCGGGUGGACUCGGCCUCUCUCUGACAGCUGCUAAUUACAGGCUGACCAGGCCCCGCUGCGCUCUGCAUGACUGCCUCGCGCCCCGCUCAGGUUACCCAGAGCGAGGGAGAAAAAGAGAGCGAUGGAGAGAAAGGUGGCUGGACAGAACAGAGAAAGACAGAAGAGCAGGAGGAGGAGGAGGAGGAGUAGAGGGGAGAGGAGAUAGAAAGUGACAGAGAGAGGACAGAGGGGAUUGCAUGAGGGAGAGAAGAGAGAAGGAGAACAGAAGGGAUGAAUGGGAAAAGAGAAGGGGAGAAAGGGGUGAGAAUGGGGAGGAGGUAUAGAUUUGGGGGGGACCAGCACAGUGGAUUAGAGGGGACAGAUUAAGCUCCUGUGUGGAAUACACGUUGUGGUGAAAGAAUUAUAGAACUGAAAGGAGGACUUAGGAGAAGGUGGGUAGAUGAAGUCUGCCCCUUUAGGAGAGGAGCGGGAGGGACAAGGAGGAAGAGAAAAAGACGGACAGAGACAGAUUUUGAACUGACCAGUGAGACUGAAGAAAGGUCAGAGAAAACAUUACAAUUCAUGAGAAGGCUGGAAAGUUCCAAUGAAGCUUCUCCUCUCUGGUUUGGGAGGGGAAAACCCAGGCAGAGUAAGUUUCCACAGUGGGGGCUGAGAUAAGGAUUAUACCCCACCUAGUGGAGAGGACAAGGUAUCACAGGACGUGACAGCAGGGAUGACCCUCUGUGCUUUUCUGAUUUCUACAUCGAGGCUUUAUAAAUGAACCCAAGAAUAACACAAAACACAAUUUGAAUAUGUUUUUGUUUCUAGGUUAAACAGCAGUUUACAGAUUUAUUUAUUAGUUCUGAUCUUGUCUUUUUUUGUUGCUUCGUUGAGGUUUGUUGAACACCAAAAAAUAGGAAACGGCAUUUAUUUUUCUGCUUUUAUCGACCAUGUUUCACGCUAAUAUGUGUUUAUUUCUUCGAUAUUUUCAGCCUAGUCCCAUCAGACCAGUCUCCCUACAGUGAUGUGUCUUCUCUCCGCGCCCCCCUCCUCAACGGACCUCCCCAGGACUGCCGCACCAUGUACAACCCCAUGACUCCCAGUAUGACUCAUGGAUCAGGACCGGUACAGGGGAUGGGCCACUGCAUGGAUCAAUAUAUGAGGCCUCCUCAGGCCCCACCGCCACACAGUAUGAUGGGUCACAGGGGCAUGCCGCCCACAGAAGGUGAGUCAGGGUAUCUUUUACAUCUCUUUAACCUCACAGCUGCUACUGAUUUGGAUUUAAAGAUACCUAAGAGACUGAGUAAGACAGGGACUACAGAGAUUCCUCAAAGUUGGCUGAGCUGCUGAGGUUAAAAUGUCAGCAUUUUUCCGUCUUAAAAUACUUUUUAUUCGGCAAGUAAGGAUGCCGGUGCAUGACAUUGCAAUUCUUUUGUUUAUCAUUUCACUAACCUCAAAAGACAGUUUCUCCCACUUAUCAGAGGUUCUAGUCAUAAGACUUUGCUGUAACACAACCUAGCAAGUAAAAGUUGUUUUCUUGAUCUGACAAAAGUUACUGCUGAGAAAUGAAGCCAAUGCAGAAGAAUGCAGAAGCAUGUUUACUUGAGCCUUGAGGAUCUGCAGUGGUUUAUUUCAUUGUCACUUUUGUCCAACAGGUGGCAAUAGCACCCCCUACUGUAACCAGAGCAACAUGAUGUCCUCUCAUCAUAACUUCUGCCAGAUUCAACCUGGCUCUGAUCAGACAGGCUCAGGAGAUGGUAAGUGAAGAAACCCCCUGAAGUCCUGAAAAGUUUGUGCCAUGCAACUUACCUUUGUUCUCCAUCAGGCUCCAGGUUCUCCACGCCACGAUCCAUGCUCAAACUGAGUAAAAAGAGAGCUCUUUCCAUCUCGCCGCUGUCUGACGCCAGUGUUGACCUGCAGACAGUGAUUAGGACAUCGCCCAACUCCCUGGUAGCUUUUGUGAACUCCCGCUGUAAUCCCAACGGUGCCAGCUCCUACGGUCAUCUCUCUGUGAGCGCCAUGAGGUCAGAUACAUCUCUAAUAUAAAGCAGAAAAAAAAGGAAACUUUAAAUGUGAAGAUAGCACUGUCCAUAUCUACCUUACACUUUGAGUCAGAUGUGAAAAAACAGUAAUCAGACAAUUAAAAAUGUAAUUUAAAUGUAUUUUAACUCAUUUAAAGAACUGAAAAUAGAAGAAAUGACAACAAGAGAAGGAGACCAAUCCAUGUUUUCUUGCCUUGUCAUCAUUUUAAUCUAUAUUUUGAUAUUACAGAAACUUUGCCAGUGCUUGUAAUAAAAUGAAUUGAUUUGAAUGCCUCUUUUUUUCCUGUCACUGUUCUGUACAGCCCGUCCCUUGGCUAUUCCAGCAACAUAAACUGUCAGUCCAGACAACAAGGCUCCAUGUACGGAGGAGGCGGGGGUACGCCUCUGGGUGGACACACACCAGGUCCUUGCCAAGCAUCUCGCUUACCUCCCCACAAUCCUCGGCUCCAUGCCCCACCCAAGCAUGGUCAUGUAAGACAGCUCACUCACUCACAAACUUCACAAAGUAAUCAAAACCACAUUUAAUAUUUGGCAGCUCAUGUCGUUUUGUGAGAGGGAAAAUUCAAAUCUGUGUUGAUUUUAUGGAAGCGAGUGACUGUAUCAGACAAAAAGCUCAUAUGAUGUUUAUUUUUUUAUGUAGCUAAAGACAGAGCCAGGACUGGGAGGAGUGAUGGAUGGUAUGAAUGUAAAGAGCAUGGAGGAGAGGUCAGAGGGAGAUGUGGCAAGUCCUUCUUCAACUGGUACUCAGGUAAAAAUGGUCAAAUCGCUCUUACUCCUACAAAUAUUUCUUAACUUUAACAUUUGCAUUUUGCUUACUGUGUUAACUAUUUUGACAUGUGUGAGCCAUGCAUUUAUGAUUUUAACUCCUACCUUUCCUCAGGACCCUCUUUUGGGUCUACUUGACGGCAGAGAUGACUUGGACAAGGAGGACGGGAAGCCAGAGCAAGAGGCCAUCUAUGAAACCAACUGCCACUGGGAGAGCUGCAACAAGGAGUUUGACACUCAAGACCAGCUAGUUCAUGUAAGAAACCGAUAAAAAAAAGAGCAGGAAAAAUACCACGGUAUAUAACUUUGGUCAUUGAUAAUUAUCUCUAUGUAUCUGUUGACUUUACAGCACAUCAACAAUGAGCACAUCCAUGGAGAAAAGAAGGAGUUUGUGUGUCACUGGCAGGAGUGCUCUCGAGAGCAGAGGCCCUUUAAAGCGCAGUACAUGCUGGUAGUUCACAUGCGCAGACACACGGGGGAGAAGCCACAUAAGUGCACUGUGAGUGUUUCUGCUUUUUGUCCCUGACAUCUAGAGUUUGACAUCUAAAAGAAACCUGCUGCUUAAAUUGUGUCAUUUUCAUUUGUUAUCUAUGUUAUCACUGUUUACUGCGAAAGAAGAUACGAUGUCUGCUUUCAGAGAUCUACUUUGAGUUUGCUUGGACAGUAACAAAGAAAGGCCAGUUUAUUUAAUGAGCCAGACGUUGCUUAAAUUGUUAUUGCAAGAGAGAGAAAUAAUAUUUCUAAAUGGAGCUCAAGAACAUUGUAGAUGAUACUGGCUGUUUAUUGGUUUGUAGUGUAGGGAGAGUUCACUCCACUGCAAUUAGGUUGUUGUUAAAAAUCCUACUAUGUUCAUUUCCGUUUCAGUUUGAAGGCUGUAAUAAGGCUUACUCUCGCCUGGAGAAUUUGAAGACCCACCUUCGCUCUCACACUGGAGAGAAACCUUAUGUGUGUGAACACGAGGGCUGCAACAAAGCCUUCUCUAACGCCUCAGACCGGGCCAAGCACCAGAACAGAACUCACUCCAAUGAGGUACGGAAGUGUAGACUCCUAAAAAGAAAUAAAAAAAUUUACCCUGAGCAUCACCUUUGACAAUUAAACUACCCACUAAAUCACUUAGAUGGGAUAUAGACAUGAUAUUUUGCAGGGAAAUAGAGGAAAGUCCAUAAUUGAAUGAAAUUAAAAACAUUAAAAGAAUGAUAGUGUACAGUAAACAUUUUCUGUAUUAACACAAACUUUUUGUUCAUUACAGAAACCUUAUGUAUGCAAGAUCCCAGGCUGUACUAAGCGGUACACAGAUCCAAGCUCUUUGCGUAAACAUGUAAAGACAGUGCAUGGACCAGAAGCCCACAUCACCAAGAAGCAUCGUGGAGAUACAGGACCCAGACCUCCAGGUUCAGCUAUGACUGCUGGAGGCCAAGACACUGAGCUGCUGCUGGAGAAAUCAGAGACAAGGAGGGAGGACUGCAAACUGCUGGCUCCUGAGUCUGCCUUGGUUAGUGUUGUAUGUUACUUAUGACAGGUGCUUCAAUCUGAAAAGCACCACAUCAAUAAUACUGUGGUCCUCUAUUGUUUGAAAAACACCAAUAAAUUAUAGAUUUUUUGUUUUAAUAGCUCAUCUCUGUUAUUAAAACUAAAUAUCUCAUUGCACUUUUGCAGAAAUCCCAACCAAGCCCUGGCGGUCAGUCCUCUUGCAGUAGCGAACGUUCUCCACUAGGGAGCGCCAACAACAAUGACAGUGGAGUGGAGAUGAACCUGAAUGCUGCAGGCAGUCUGGAGGAUCUCACAGCGCUGGAGGAUGGAGUUUCAGGUGGAGGUGGAGGGGAGCCAGGAAGUGUUGGAACAAUGGGAAUGUCCGCUCAAGCUUUGAAAAGGUUAGAGAACCUGAAGAUCGACAAGCUGAAGCAAAUCCGCAGGCCAACUCCUCCUGCCCGUUGUGCCAACAAUAAGCUGCCUGCACUACCUGGUAUGUUUUUAAGAAUAUAAUCGUUAAAGAAGGGGAGACUUAUUAUUAAACUUUGUCAGAUGAACUUUUUCUAAGUUAUUUCCUCUCUUUGUAUGUUAAUUUGUCAGGUCCAGGGGAAAAUAUUGGAAUGUGCGCACCUUCUCCUCUUCUCUCAAAUCGACGCGUGAUGGAACUGUCCACUCACGAGCUAGGAGGUGGUCCAUCAGUGGGCUGUACUUCUAACGACAGGAGAGGAAGUGGCACCAGCAGCUUGAGCUCUGCAUACACUGUCAGCCGGCGUUCCUCCAUGGUCUCUCCAUAUCUGUCCAGCCGACGCUCUAGUGACGUCUCACAAAUGGGAGGAACAGCAGGGGGAGGGUGUCACCUCCUCAGUCCUGAGCAGAGUGGGGGAGAUCCCCUUUCCCCUGAGAGCAAUCGCAGAGGAGCUCCAUGUCCUGGAGGAGGAGGAUUGCCUGGUCUUCCAAAUUUAACACCUGCUCAGCAGUACAGCCUGAAGGCCAAAUAUGCUGCAGCAACUGGUGGACCGCCACCCACUCCUUUGCCCAAUAUGGAGCAGACAGGUACACCAGUCAGGAGAGGGGGUGUUUUGAGUGAGUACCAGGGGCAGCCUCUGCCACCUUUCCUUCAACAAGGUGGUCCACGAAGGCACAGUGCCAACACAGAAUAUGGCACUGGGGUCAUCUACCCUCACCAGGCACCAGGGAACAAUAGCAGGCGAGCCAGUGACCCUGUAAGAUCAGCAGCAGAUCCACAAGCCCUCCCAAAACGCUUCAAUAGCCUGAACAAUGUAGCCUUGAUGAGCCGAAGAAAUGCGCUCCAGCACCGUGGCUCUGAAACUAGCCUUUCUCGUCACCUGUACUCGCCACGUCCACCCAGUAUUACAGAAAAUGUAAUGAUGGAGGCUAUGGGUAUGGAGCCCCACUUAGCGCCUGUUGAUGCCAGGGAUCGCUCCAUGAUGAUGCCCCCUGGAGAGAGGAAUUUCUUGGGAUACCAACAACAGCAUCAAACUCUUGGAGGAACUGGAGGUGGAGGUCCUCUUUUAAAUCAAUUGUCCCCAAGCCAUGACUCUCUGAAUUGCCCAGACCAGGCAUACAUGCAGGGGCACUACCAGAACCAAGGGGUAGAAGUCGGUUCAAGAGCCGGUGGAAGUUUGACCGGCCAAGGGAGGUCGAUUCAUUCAGAGGGCAUGUCAAAUACACUUCUCCAACAGGCUGAAUACAGUAUGAGCACCUGCCAACUCAGUCCAUCAGGCCCUCAUUAUCCUAGCCUAGGGCAGGGCAGGGAUUCUGGAGGUCCUUGGAGUGAGACCCACAACCAAAUCCAAACUUCUAGUCAUUCUCUCCAAAACCCACGAGGAAUGCAGUAUUCAGAUCCUAGCCUGCAGCCUCAACAGUCACAGGCUCACUACAGCAAUCAGACAAACCUCUACAACAGCCCUGAUGGGACCCACAAACUUGUCAUCAAGCCAGAGCAGCAGUUCCACCCUGGGAUGGGGGGUGGAGAUGCCUGUCAAAACGCUAAGCUUCAACAACAGCGGAUGCUCCUCCAGCAAACUCAGGGUUACCCACAACAGACAGGCCAGGUUAUGAUGAGGAACUCUAACAAUCCCAGCUGUGACUUUCCAGGGAACCCAAACUCCUUCCCUAGUGGUGGGGGCCUAAGUUUGGGCUGUGCUGGUACUGCCCUUUCAGAUGGACAGAGAUCAGAAACACCCAUGAUGCAGGUGAAGGAGAUGAUGGUGAGAAACUAUGUUCAAUCCCAGCAAGCUCUUAUGUGGGAGCAGCAACAAGAACAGCAGCAACAGCAGCCAAGUGGGAUAAAACCUCCUCCAUUAUCCGAUAACAUGGAUCUGAGUGCCCAGUCUGCAAUGAUGCAGCACAGUCCACAGCACCAAAACCAGAAUCUGUACCCUAACCAGCCCUAUCAAAGCUACCCCAACCAGAACAUGGUCAUGAGCCCUCCAGCCCACAACAGAGGACCCAACUCUGUGACACCUAAGGACCAGCAGCUGACAGGUACCCAAGGCUCCUGUUAUGGCCAAGAAAUGGUUGUCCCAAGACCCCCUCAGGGGCGAAAGCCUCUCAGUCGCCAGAACAGUCUAUCACAGGUUGGAAGCGUCUAUCUUGGCAGCCCGCCCCACCUCAGUCCUGUUCACUCCACUUCUAGUCCAAGACGAGGGAUUCGACUUCCUCCAGUUCAGCACCCACAUCACCCGCAAAAUGAAAUGUACUCUCCAAACAAUAACAACAACAUGUACUACUCUGGUCAAAUUAACAUGGACUUGGAGAAACAUAUGAACCCCCAGAACGGACCUUGUCACAAUCAGCAGCACAGUAUGGCAUCCAACUUGGACCCAACAGGUGGCACAAAAUCUGCCCCCAUUCCUCCUUAUCCUGAAUCUGGUCCUAUGUCUAAUGCCUUAGAAAACCUAGACCUAGACAAUGCUCGCAUAGACUUCACCUCAAUCAUUGAUGAUGCAGAUUCUUCCUCUUUCAGCCCAGUCAACAAUCCCAUUCAAGGCCAACCAGGGUCUUCCUCUCAGGCAUCGUCCCGCCUCACUACCCCCCAGACUUCAGUCAGCCUAGCUGCAGGCUCUGGCUUGUCCAACAUGGCUGUGGGGGACAUGACAUCUAUGCUUACCUCACUGGCUGGGGAGAAUAAAUACCUGAACACCCUGUCUUAGAAGGAAACAUUUGGCAUCUUAUGUCAGACUUAUAAGCAAGUAAAGACCUUGGCCAGUUCUUUGUGUUAAAAUUGGGAUCUACUCGGUUAGGAUUUUGUGAACUGUGCAUGUCCCUACGAUCCUCAAAUUUAAACUUACCACAUUACACUGUGCAAAACUAUGAACUGGCCAAAGGUCCCUUGCCUCUAGAUGCCCAUGUAGGAAUAAAGAUAUAGUGUUAUGGGUUUCUUCUUAAAGUUGAGACUAACUGAUAGAACAGCUUUCAAAUUUUAAGAAUCCCCACCCAAAACCUUAAAACCAAAGGUGCCUGAUCAACCUCCCUUGGCGCAUUGUUCCUUCACUGCCUUGGUACAUGGUCUUAUCCUGGAGCUAUAUGCCUGAUUAAAAAAAAAACAGAUACUGACCUUUUCCCAAACGGGCAUUCCAGCCACAUAGGGCUGUAGAAACAUAGAAGCCGAGAAGGAUACAUGUAAAUAAGUUUUAUAUACAUUUAUAUAUUUUCUGUAUAUGACAAUGACACAGUGGAUAGAUCAUCCCCUGUCUUAUAACAGACUGCUUGGACUCAAGCAAGAUGGCUGUGCAAAAAGCUGAGUGAAAACUUAAGAUGUGCUUUUAGUGAUCCAUAAAUAAGUUUUUGGUGCUACUAAAUAUUAAUCUUAAUUGCUAGGAAUUUCUUUCUUGUCAUGAACAAAACACUUUUUUUGUAGUGGCAAAUCAGUAUUCCAACACAUGCACCAGUGCUGUCACAGAAACAAAUAUAGCCUAUACACAAACACUCAGGACUUAUUGGUGUUUGAAUCUUUGGUGUUUAUAUUACACUUAGUUGUAAUUGCCUUUUCAGACAGAGAGUUUGCACUCCACAUGUUUACUGUAAGUGUUCUUAAAGCAGCUGUGUACAUUUUCCCAAGUGAUGUUCAAAACAGUAAGGGCAUGCUCUUUCAAAGGUACAUAGAGGACAAUAUGUGAUGCUUAAAUAUAAUACUUGUCCAUCUACCCUUCCAUAUUAUAGUUUUCUGAUAUCCAAACUCUACGCCUUUGCAUGGCAUUAAUCGGGACUUUGACUUACAAGACUCAGCUGAGACUGAUGGCUAUUUUGUUCAACACUGUAGUCAGCUGGUUUGUCUAUUACCAGAUCAUUAGUAUUUACUUGUAUUUGAGAAACUGAGGUACACUCAUAUUACAGUGCUUCAGCACUUUAGCUCUAAUCCCAAAGAGGAGUUAUUUGGAAAAUUCUUCUUACGAAUUCAGGACAGGAGAUCAGGAAGUGGGGAUUUUAUCAAUUGAUACCACUGUUGUAAAAUGCAUACUAACUUUAUGUGUACACUGAGGUACUCUAUUGCAAUUAUUGAGCUAUAUCUUAGGGAAAGCUGCAGCUCCCAGUUGGAGAACUAAUUUUACACUGUGGCUUUGCACUGACUACAGCACUGGGUGAAAAGGUCUAAGUCUCCUGUGUCUCUUCACGGGAUCCCCAUUUGAUCAUUAAGAACCAUAACAGUAUUUUCUAAUCAUUAAAAUACACAUUUGAGCACAUUUAGACUCAUAACGGUCUCAGAUAAGUAUUGCUGAGGCAUUUUUGUGACUUUUCUGAAUAAAGUAGUAGUGCCACUUUAACCUGCAAAGCAUCAAUAGGAAUGAACAUUUCUUCAUUUUGAAAAAGUGGACAACUUACCAAAGACACCUUAAAAGAAUAGAGAAAAAGAUGCACAACUAGUCUAACACAACACUAAUAAAAGCAAUAAGGGCAUGAACAUUGACUGAUAGUGCUUUUUUUUUAGAAUGUAUGAAAUGUUUUGUACAAAGUUAUCCUUUUAUAUUAAUGAACUUUAUGGAUGUUGCCUUCUACAUGUGUUUGUGUGUGUGUUUUUUUUUUUGUUUUUUUUUUGUAACUGUCAUUCUUCAUUCUGUCUUUUUUGCUGGCAAAAGAAUAUCCCCUUUAGCAAAAGAAAGCUAUAUUAGUAGCAUUAACUAUAAUAGACAAAAGCCAAGUGUUAUAUUUUGUGUACAAUUUUCUACAUUUUUAUACAAAUGUGCUAUAUUUUACCAGUUUAUGAAUAAACAUGUUCAGUGGGAUGAAUUCAGAAUGUUUGUCCUAAUUUUAUUCACACUUGUCACUGAGAAAUGAGAUGACUUUAUUUUAUAUGAGUAACUCUGUCCUACACAUUUAAUUAAUUAUACAGUUAAACAGUUUAUCCUUUUAAACAUAAACACAAAAUAUAUAUUUUAAAAUUAUGUUUGGGUCAUCAUUUAUCCAAUCAUAAAAACAACCUGUAUAUUGUUUUUACUUCAGGUUUGGGUCUUAUUGAGAAAAAUGCUUCAAAUCAAAUGAGUAAAAAAAUACAACCUUUGAGCAUAUACAGUUAAUUUUCAUUAAUACAUCAACUAUUUGAACAUAUUAACAUUUCUUUUGUUGAAGAAGGAAAAAUGAAAUAGUUAACUGGUUCAUAAAUAUGUUUUUCAAAUGACACCAGUUUCGGGAACAGGAUUGAGAAAACUAACCUAAUCUCAAGCACCAAAACCUCAUAAUAAAUGGGAGUCAAGUUGCCAGAGAUAGGUCAGUACACUAAGUGAAUGCUUCAAUAUUGUAAAUUGUUAGAUUUAGUGAUUCAAAAGGGGUAAAGUGUUCAUUUUUGAAGAAUUACAUUGAGCAAAUAGUACACAUUCUUUUGUGUGGAGCCUCUCCCUAGAUAAGUCAAGUAGACUUGAUCUGAGGUGCAACUAAUUUGCUUCCGUGCAGAUAAUGAGCAUACUGUUGCUUGGCUGGACUACAUUUGUGACUGCUGUUCCUAGCGGAUUAAUGCAAUGACUGAUUACCUCCAACAGAGGGCAGUACAGCAUGAGAACAGGCGUUUCUCGGCUUUGCUGUACAACCUGAGAACACACAACAACAAAAGGUGACAGUAUUUCUGCAACAAAGACUACCACCACAACAUGACAUCCAUCAUCACUGUUAUUUGCCACCUUUUUAAGCAGAUAAAAAUACCCCACUUAAUUGUUCUCCCCCUUAUCAUUAAAUGAUUGAAAAUUCAAAUAACUGCUAAACAUUCUGCGUGUUGUAAUGGGGAAAAGUCCUGUUUUGAAAACGAUUUAGACGUUCUUGUUGUGACCUUCAGUGAUCUGCAGGGCUGCUACAAUGCCGUAUAGAGGAUUUGCUUUAAAAAUAAAAAAAGGCUGCUCUUGGUGACAUCAGUGCCUGGACAUGCUUUUUGUGGUCAGUGGGGACUGGCACUGUGGGCUGCUGGAUGCUGUAAGAAAGAAAAACUACAACUAAUCUUGCUUGUAAAAUACUAUCAACAUGACAUCUCUGUUUUAAAACACAUGUCAGAGAGUGUGGGAAUUGUGUUUAUAACCAUGAUGCCAUUUUUUAUUAUUCUGUCGGCCAAAAGAGUUGUUCCAAAUCUUUUAUGCCUGUGACUCUUAAAAAUGAAGUCAUAUCUAUUUGUGACCUGAUCACAUCACAUGAUCUGAUGGCGUGGAAGUGAGUUAUGAGUAACACCGAUAUAUAUCCCCUCAGGCAAAAUUACAGAGGUACAAAUAAUUCUUUUUUAAAUUAAUAAUUUUUUUUUGAGUAAGGGCAUCCAGUGACUACGGUGGCCGAGAACCACUACUGCUGCAAAUAAAAAAGAAUGCAAAAAAAAAAAAAAAAAACAAAAGCCACAACAGAAGUUACUGAUGCAAAAGAAAGAAAGAAAGGGUGCAGAUAUAUAAAAAAAAAAAAAAAAAGAAAAAAAAAAAAGCCACAACGGAAGUGAGCUGCUAGAGACCAAUAAUGAUGAUGCACCAGUGUUUUAUGAUCUAGGCACAGAAGAUGACGGUGAGAAGACAAGUAAAGGAGUAAGUGGAAAUGUUAUUGUUUAAUUUUCUUUGUGAAUUUUUCAAUGUGUCAUUUAGUCGAUAUGAAGUUGAACUGGAGGAUGCGUAGUGUUAGUUUCAGUUCAACUUCUGUGCCUCGAUCGUAAAACACUGGUGCAUCAUCAUUAUUGGACCCCGGCAGCACACUUCCAUUGUGGCUUUUUUUAUUUACAUCCCUUUAUUUUAUUUUUUUGCAUCGCCACUUUUGUCUGCACCGUUUCUUUUUCUAUUUGCAGCAAAAAAAAAAACAAAAAAAAAACUUUUUUUUUUUUUUUCAGCAGUGGCGGUUCUCGGCCACCGUAAGCGACAUUUAGCGCUCCUCUACCUACUGAGACCAAAGCUGAGGCAAGCCCAGACAAGAGUAGGCUCAACCUGUUUAAGUUUUACACCAAAGUAAAACUCACAAAUAAUUUACAUAUUUGUUGCAAUAAAACUAUUAAGUUUACGCCAUGAUUAACAGACAGAAAUCCCCCAUCUUUUUCUGAGAGCUAACUAGUCGUAUGAAAUAGGCUAUACCUCCUAUGCUAUCCAUAGCAACAGUAGCACC